This is a messenger RNA of Xyrichtys novacula (pearly razorfish), 49629 nucleotides long. Lineage: Eukaryota; Metazoa; Chordata; Actinopteri; Labriformes; Labridae. The record is from the annotation of a GenBank genome assembly.
GUAGUCUUGAGUCAGAUUCUAAGACCAGUCAUAAAACGCAUCUUCAGCAGACUUUCUCCAGAAGACUCCGGCACUUUCCCAACAGCACUUGAAGGCAGCACCAGUGUUUAGUCAGGCACCAGCAGAGUCGCAGGCAGUGUGGCAGCUGGGAAUGUGAGCGUCUCAACGCAGACCGCUAUUUCAGGACUGGGAGCACACAGUAGCAAGGCUGGCAGGGGAGAAGAAAGGCUCUGCCCACCGCUAGACUGCAGCUCACAACACACUAGCUUCACUUGACGGGCGACCUUCGUGUUGACAGACCGCCUCAGAUGGUCAGCGGACGGUCGCUGGUGGCUCACUGCAGGGCUGCACGUUAGAGGGAACCUGCCGGAGGAGGACUGUGUUUGUGUCCCGCCGCCUGUCUCUGAACGUACGCCAAUUCCCUCACCUCCUUCCCGGUGAGUCCGGUUGAAAAUGCAGUGAAGUGUCCCCAGUGUAGUCAGGGUUGUGUUUAUGUGUCCGGUGUGAAAAGCUCGUUUAAAUGUUCAUUUUUCACCGCUACCAAGCCGCCGACGCCACCGACGAUGGACUGAAACCUGCGGCGGGGGCGCGCGACACACAACCUGCCGCGAUUUCCUGCGUGUAAAUAAAUAAAUGAUAGAGGAUACAAUGACCCUGCUGUCUCUGCUAGGUAGGAUCAUGCGUUAUUUUCUGCUCAGACCGGAGACCUUGUUCCUGCUGUGCAUCAGCCUGGCUCUGUGGAGUUACUUCUUCCACACGGACGAAGUGAAAACCAUCGUCAAGUCGAGCCGGGAUGCCGUCAAGAUGGUCAAGGGGAAAGUGGCGGAGAUGAUGCAGAAUGAACGCUUCGGCGGACUGGACGCCCUGGACGCACAGUUCUCCAAGACCUGGGAGUUCAAAAGCAACAACGUGGCCGUGUACUCCAUCCAAGGCCGGCGAGAGCACAUGGAGGACCGGUUCGAGGUGCUCACCGACCUCGUCAACAAGAGUCACCCAUCUAUAUUUGGGAUUUUUGACGGCCAUGGAGGGGAGGUGAGUGCGUGUAUCCACGUUUGGGGAUCUAUUGAGAAACACAACUUUGCAAAGUAUCAGUUUCUUCAUGGUGGGAGAAGUUGGAUGACAGCACAGCUACCUCAGGGUGAAAUGUAGUUUGGUUGCAAAAAACAAGUUGAAACAUAAAGUAGGUUACUUAUUAAAACUGACCAAAUGGAUGAUGUAUAAAUAACACAAAACGCAAAAUUACAGGGGAUUAACCACAACAAUAACCAGGGAAGUGCAACUUGUGUCUGCUUUUGUUUCUAAGUCCAUAAGUCUGCUUGUUCUCAUUCCCAAGAUGUUGAUUACCAAUGUUGUAGAAGCCCUCAGGCUAUUCCCAUAGUCUUUUUUGAGUGUUAAAAACCCACUCUUAGUGCACAUGCCUUCUAAAAUCAUAUAUCCGACCUCGUCAACAAGAGUCACCCAUCUCUAUUUUGGAUUUUUUACAGCCAUGGAGGGGAGGUGAGUGCAGUGUGUGUUAGAGAGGAAAGUGAGGGUGAGCACAUCCUUUUUGCUUCUGGUCCCCACUAUUGUGUAUCCAGGUUUGGGGAUCUAUUGAGAAACACAACUUUGCAAAGUAUCAGUUUCUUCAUGGUGGAAGAAGUUGGACUACAGCACAGCUACCUCAGGGUGAAAUGUAGAUUGGUUGCAAAAAUCAAAUGGAUGAUGUAUAAAUAACACAAAAACAUCAUUGCAAAAUUACAGGGGAUUAACCACAACAAUAACCAGGGAAGUGCAAUUGUUGCCUGUUUUUGUUUCCAAGUCCAUAAGUGGGCUUGUUCUCAUUCCCAAGACGUUGUUCACCAAUGUUGUAGAAGCCCUCAGCCUAUUCCUAUAGUCUCCUUUGAGUGGUUAAAACCCACUCUUAGUGCACAUGCCUUCUAAAAUCAUAUAUCCUCAGUCUCAAGACUUUCUUUACUGUCAUGGCCAUCAGCCUCUUAUUUCAACACACCAAGUACCUUUUAGCAUCUGCAUGAAACACACUUGGCUCUCAACCAAGCACAAUGUAAACCAGUCCAUUUCAAAGUGAUGUAGUAAAAAGACUAAUAAAACCCAUGCAUUAUGGUACCCACUAGCUCUAAAAUGUACUCUAAGUGCAUACACGUUGCACACAUGAACCAUGGUCCUUAGAAAAACCCUUGUUGAGAGAGGGAGCUCGUUCCCAUACAGAUUUCAACUUAAGUUAGGAUAAAUCGGUUUUCCUAACUUACCUCAAGAGCCCCUGGAUUAGAAUGACAUUCAUCAAGUAUAUGUGGAUAAAGCUGAGAAGUAACCAAGAGUUCUUGAGAGUGCGUAGGAGUCCAUAAAUCCUUGCUACAGUUCUGUACACACUUUCACCCACUCUUACUCUGUUUGCUUCCAAAUGGCAUGGCAACUCAGUCAUGUCUAUUUAUAGCUCAACAUCUUGCCAAAAAUAUCAGUACCUCAUGUUUUGUGCCGAAACAAAUUGUUGGGAAGCAGACAGCAAAUAGGCUCCACAGUCUAACAUGAUUAUUGCAUGAAGCAGUAGGAUGAACUCAAUUAGCUUCUUCUCAGCUCAAAACUGAGGGGAAAGCAUGACUGAAAGGGUCGUUAGAUCACUGAUGUGCCGGUUGCCGUCCAUCCCCAGUCCAUACUUUUUAGGCAGCUGAGGAAUCUCUUUUCUGUCCAUUGUCCUCCGACACCACGGCACAAGCAUUGCAAUGUAUUCAGGGCAGCAAGGGAGCAUCUUUACAAAGCAGCUCACAAUGAGAGCCUUGGAAGAGAUGACAGUAGAAGAGACAAAGAGCAUCUGAGAUGAUGCCACAGCUCUGCAAGGAUGAAAACGCUGACUUAUCAUGAAGUCACGGCUUUUCUUCAACACGGGCGCCGUUACUUGGCGCAAAAACAUGACCUCAGCUGACAGUACUGAUGCCACAGGGUAGAGAUAGAGUGAUUAAUCAGGCUGAUCAAUCGUAUUUUGAAAUAAUCUGCUUUGGCCGGUGCUUGCACUCACGAGGCCAAUUAAAAAAAUAAACACAUAAUGUUGCAGACGCUUCAAGCGGUCUAGUCAGUGUAGCUACUGUUGAGCAAUGUUAAUGUGUCCUCAAUUGAGAAUAUGUUUUUUCCAAUCCUGAAUGGCAGCAUACCAAAUCUAAAACAGUUACUGGUUAGUGUUGAGAAAGAAAUUCUGCCGUCAUAUGUGGAACAGUGUGUUUUAAUGCUGCUUCUGAUAUAAAUGUAAAUAAAUUCAUGCUUUGUUGUAGAUUUCCGUUUGAUUUAUUAGUCACAGAUCUUUUCAAAGCAUGUUUUUUGGUGAACUAUAUAAAUCAGAUGAUUGUAUGGGUGCAUAAUGACUGGUGUUAUCAUUUAAACAUUGUUGAAUUUGAUCAAAUAUUAAAUAAAACACCAACAGGUGAAACUGAGAUUAUAUUUUAGUCAUCAGCCAACCUGCUCUCUAAUUAUCAGCCGUCAAAACAAAAACUGGUAGUCCACUGUUACACAUAGAGAAGAAUACAGACUGUAAGUGAAAGGGUGUCUUUUUUUUCCUCUGUCUUUAAUCUUUUCCUCAUGCCGACUUUUACAUAAAACAUCAUACAUCAUUUUUGAUCAGCCCGCUCUGAGUAUUGAGAGACUUCAUGCUGUUUUGAGGCUGACAGGCAGCGACCGUCUUCACUCUGAGUUUGACUGCUGUGGUCUGAUUGAGGCUGAACGAUAACAUGCUAAAAAUAGGCAGGCAAAGGCAUAGAGGAUAGCUGUUCUUUUAGGGGAAAUUAAAUUUUAGGCUGCAGUGCUGACUGCUGCAGCUUUUGACCAAAAGUGGUCAUUGGAUUGUUUUUUUCCCUGCAGACUUUCUCCAUGCUUCGCUCCUCUGGAGUUCCUCUCAGGAGACGGUUGACCUAACCUGUUAGGCCGUGUACAGCUGACACACAUAUGGAUACAAGACAGGGAUAAAAACACAGAGAAUAGGGGAUAGAUGUAUGUACAUGUGACAGAAAAAGUAGCAAAUGAGUGGGAGAGCGUUAAUGGUGAGAUUGAGAGAAAGAGGAGAAGGCUUGGAUUUGCCAAUGUAGGCGAGAGGCUGUUUAUCACAGCAUGUCCAUAGGCAACAAUUUGGUCUGUUUUUAUACCCACGCCUUCUUUUGAAGUGUGAGAAAACAGUUGCCAGACAGCAGCGUUCAGGAACAACUUCCUCUCUUUAGCGAAUCUAGAUGUUUUUUCUGGCCACAGGGCAUGAAAUGAAGCAGAGGAAUUGCUGUGUGGCCCGAGGCGACACCAGGAAUACAGGCUGCCUCAGCUGGCUAGUUAACGAGGUGUCAGACGCUUUCAUUUCUUCCCACACACUCUGCUCAUCCAAAACACAUGCACAGUCAUUAAGGAAAUGUCAAGACUUGUUUUUGCGUUUAUUUAGCUCUUAAGAGUUGGCAUCGACAUCGACAAGCCUUUAAUAAUGUGUUUGCAAAACCUGUUAUUGGCAAUAGAUGCACACAUUUUCUCCCAGGUGUCUGUCAAAAAGGGGCGGAGAUUUAACAAAGAGAAGCGUAGGAACCAAUCACAAAAGGUUUGAUUCAUAGAUUAUUUUCUCAAGAAGCUAGAUUUAUUAAUUAUUCAGGUAGUAAAAUGUUAGAGAGUACUUUCCACAUCUUCUUUUAGCUCUGUUUUUCUCUCAGAAGGCUUCCUCUUUUCUGUCUUUGUUUUAACACCAUUCAUCGCUAAGUUAUUCUGAAAGCAGGCAGCAGUUGUUAUGAAAGAGCACAGGCUGUAGAUGACUGUGUCUAAAGCUAGAAAUCACAGCACCUGCUGUAAUCACUGUAUUAUUAGUACUUACCGGCAAAGCAAUCGUACUGGGAGAAUGAUCCACAAACACACUAAAUGAAUCAGAUUUGUUAGAUACUAUAAACAUAUUUCUACAUGUUUUCUUUCUGAAAUGAAAAGUUGAAAAUUGAAUCAAUCUUGCAUCUACCUUGGUGAUGUUGUUGGAGUAGUCAUGAGGCCGUCAGCUUAGCAUAAAGACUUAAAGUAGCACUCCUUGCUCCGUCCAAAGUUUCAUAAAUCUGCUUGUUCUUUGUCUUUAUUUAAUCCUUACGAAAACAGAAAUGUGACAAAAGCAACUUGUGGUUUUUCAGUGGAGCUCCAGGUUGUAACUAUUCCUUCACAGACAACAAUUCAGCACUGUGCGGCAUUUCCCUUUUCUGGCUACCUCAGAACUGCGAGGUCGACUCUCAAUGCAUGCACCCUUUGUUUACAAGAAGUAGUGAGAACAUGUGUGAACUCUUUUAGAAACCACACUUUGUUAUUUUUACCUGUCUUUCUGUGUCACUGUUAAACACAGAUGUCUGAACUUGCUUGCAACCCUGCUGGUUAGUUUGUCUAUCCAAUUUCCAAUCUGCCAAACUGUACUAAUGUCAUAUUUGGAUUCUGCAUAAUGUAAGCGCUGCAUGCUGGAAUGCUGGUUCUCAAUUACACCAAACUUUUCUAAUGCCUUACCCUAACCGAUCAGUUUAUGACCAGCUAUCGUGCUAAACGGCAUCCGGAAAUUUCCCCUUUUGCUUCUCUAUCUCUUCGCACCACACACCCUCUCACACACAGCAGCCCAAAUUCAAUUUCCAAAGUGUAAAAAAUCUGUGUUUAAUGUGUAUAUAUCCAUGGGCAGUCUCCGUCACAUUAAAUGUUGGCUCAGGGAGGGGUUUAUCUGUUAAAUGGAGAUAGAUUUCCAGCUGACAUAUGGGAAUAACCUGCAUGAAAGUGAUAACCCAGGGCUCUCCAUCUAUAUAACUGCAACAUGAGCCAUUUGUUCCUUACCGACAUGGAGAGAGUCAGCCGCACUCUGCUCCUCCCUGCCUCACUGUCAGGUUGUGGCUGCGGGCGCAGCAGAAUCACCUCAGCUAUAGAGUACAGAGAACACUACAAGGCUGUCUAACGUGAGCUUAAAGGCUGCUUUUUUGUCAGUCUGUUUUUAUCAUUGUUCUAUCACAGCUCUCUUUCAUGCUCUCUCUCAAUCAGGGGCGUUUGUUUGUAAGUGAGCUUUGGUAGAUAAAUCUGCAAAAGAGGCGAUGGCAGAGUGCAGGCCAGUAGAGAAGAAAGAGCGCUCCAAGUACAAAAACAAUGACCAUUUUUAAAGCGAUCCUCUUUUUAUUAGAGCUUGACUGUAGUUUCACUUUGUGUCAUUUUUAGGUUAGCCCCAGCUUCAUCUCUUGUAUUUCAAAGCAGACGGGACUUUUGAGAGCAGCUAAAGCAGCGCUACAGCAUAGAUCACUGUCCUCAGCUCACUGUGAAGUAUACCUGAUAGCCAGAGAGACUGCAAUUUGAAUAUGUGGUGCUUCAGUGUGCUCAUGUUCAUGUUUGUGCAUUACUCACAGAGCAUGGGGUGAGUUACAUAGUUAAGAUACUAAGCAGCUUGAAUUCCUUCCUGAGUCUGCUCUCCCUAGAGAGAUGAAAGAAAGAGCUGGUACGUGACUAAUUGCUCUGUUGGCAUUACAGGAUUAGACAGAGAGAGCAAAUGAAGAGAGGGUGUGUGUGCAUGUGAGCGUGUAUGUGUGUGUGUGUGUGUGUGUGUGUGUGUGUGUGUGUGUGUGUGUGUGUGUGUGAAAAGGGCAGCAGUAGGAAUGUGUGUGUAUGAAUAUUUAUGUGUGUUGCAAGCCCUCACACAAAGGUACACUACUUCUUUUUUAUUGAAAUUGAGGAGAUCGAGUAAGGGGGGGGGUCCGCUGUUAUCUGGACUUCCAGGGAGAGACGACGUCACUAUGAGGGACCAGAAGGCCAAAGGCCUAUCAGGACCAGACACCUGCUUCACACUAUUUCACAUGACAUCAGUGCCUUCAGCUAGUUUGUGUGACCUAAUGGGAAAUGAAUUACAAACUGUAUUUUAUAAUGACUGAUGAUUCAUGUGGCUACUUGGCAUCCAAAUAUACAGUUUACUGCCACAACAAGGAAGAGCCUUUUCUGCAAACACCACACAUACAGGGGCGCGUCCAGACAAUUCUGACUGGGGUGGCCCAACUGGGGUACUUGCAUGGGCAGGGGUGACAAAUGAAAAGCACUUUCCUUCUCUAUCUUUACUUUUUACUUUGACAACUAACAUAGCUUGGUACUGUAGGGUGGCCAACCAGAUGUGAAGGAGGCCAGAGCUCGUAGUAGUAAGAGGUGAACGUAAACCAGCUAACAAGAAGGUAAGGUAAGGUAAGGUAGGGUAGACUUUAUUGAUCCCACAUAGCAGGGCUUGACAGUGCAACCAUUUCACUCGCAUUUGUGACUCAAAAUAGAUGUGUGCGAAUUGUAAAAUGUAUUUAGGGGCACAUAAAAAAAAAUUAGCCAAGGCAACAAAUUUUUUUUCAUGUAAAUACCGCUGUGAAGUUAGUUUAGAGUUGGAUAUUCAACGGACAUUCACUGCGGAUCUACCGGUGUCUUCUCACUCUUCAUAACUGGGAAUAGCAACAGCAAUGCGGUUAAAACUACUCGGCACCCUCACUGUCAAUGUAGGGUGUUAAAUAAGGGACCGUCAAUAAAUAACUGGUUGAUGUUCUCAGAAAAGGCGGUUUUCCUUCAAUAGCUUCCAUGUCAUGUGACCAAAAGACCUGAAGUUGAUUUCAAAUAGUACUACUUAUGUCGACCAAUAAGACACACAUUAUUUGAUCAAUUUUCAUUGUGCCCCCUAAAGUUCUUUGUGUGCUCCUUACUUUUUCAACUCAGGAGUUAGUGUCAAGCCCUACAUAGGGGAAACUAAUUCACCACCAGGACAAGAAGACUCAUACAGACAACAAACAGCAUGGAGACAUCAGAAAAACAUAAAAUCAACACCAGAUACACAACAAAUACAGUAAAGGCUAAUGAAACAUGAUUUAAAAAGGUUCUCUCUAUUAACUAUACUAUACAUAGAAAUAAAGAAAAUCAAAGCAAUAAUGUCUUAGAACUGCUGCUUACAACUAUCCUGAGACUUCACGUCAAUACCAACUCCUUAAGUUGCGGUAAAGAAUGGCCAGCAGCACAGGAACUUUGACAUGAGCGUCCCUGCAGAAUGCUACACUGAAUAGGGCGACUGUCCUUUCACCACCAGGCUCAGGAUGGAGCUCUGACAGUUGAGCUUGAGUCAUUCAGUCGACUGAAGAGUCCUUAAUUAGAGCUGAUUCUUGUGGUGGUGCCAGCAGUUGAUUCUGACUCACCAGGCAAAAAAGGACAACAAUAACAAUCUGUUAAAUCAUUCGUUCCAGAGUCAUCUUCUUGCACCCGCUUCUGUCACUUGUGGCAAAAGCUGGGCUCUGCUUUCUACCUCUGCCUUGAUGUAAAGUAAAGUGGAUUGUCAAAACACACGGGGGGUCAUGUUCUGCUGGAAAAUACUCGUACAGCAGAGAGCUGAAGGAUUCUGCUGAAGUCUUCUGACCUUUUGGUAAUUUGUACCCCGGCGGUGUGGUUUGUUUUCCUCGCAGCAAGAGGACUGACAGGGAGCAACCGAGGAGUCGAGUCAGGGAGUUAUACACACCAGAAAAAUGGAUGAAUGGGGCUGUUGACUGUCAGAUGUUUAGCCCUGGAGUAGAAACUGUAAUCUUUUUUUUUUUUUAAUGAAUAAUGAGGCUCCUUCAAAAAUCAACACAUUUUAGGAAUAUUUGGGUCCAUGCAAACAAUGCACUCUCCUCUGUGUGUGUAUGUUUGUGUCCAUUUGACAGGUGUUUGUAUGUGUUUGCCAACAGCAUGUAGCACCAGAUAAGAGAGUGUUCUUCAGCCUCAGUAUGGAGUCCUUCCUCUCUGGCAGUGACUGCUCAAUAAUUUAACACCCGCUCUGUCAAACACCUCUCCCCAAACUCCAUGACUAAAUAUACACACACCUCCAAAGAAGAAGGAAGCCAUGGGGUCAUUGUUCUCGCACACAUCACACUACAUCACAUAGUGUUCAGUUGUUGCUUUUUUCGCAGAGAGGUCUUGUGAGAAAAGUCGGAACUUUGUGGUUUCUAGGUUUUACUUUGCGCUCCUGUAUGUGUCCAGCUCGCUCCCAGUAAGGCGACUUUGGUUUGGUAAUGGAGCUGUUGUGUGAAGCUGCCAAUCCCCCCUUCCCUGUGCCACCCUCCCAUCCCCCUAUUUUCCCUUUUCACCUGUUCCCCCCUCCUCCUCUCUCUGACAGAGGGUUGGCAGUGAAUGAAUGUGCCACAAAAACUCCAUCUCCAAGGCCAUGUCAACCUGCCAUCCCCUCAUUAUAGCAUCUCUCCCCCCCCCCCGGCCCCCAGUGUGCCCACACUUACUGCUCGGCUACUUGCCACUUCAAGUCGCUCAGUGUCCAUGCAUGCACUAACACUCUCCCCCAUGUGAUGUGUUAGCUAUUUUAAAUGCCAAGCAUGCUGAUUGUGUUGGAAGUGUAGGUUUAAAAUCCAAUUGUAGAGGUUGCAAAGCCAGCCAGGCUCUGAAUGUAUAAUGCUCGCCUCCAGCACUGCUAUAUUUGUCCGUGGCAGUGCCAUUAGAUUGCACAGCCUUACAGGAUGUUUGUUUGUUUUGGUGUGUAGCUGAUUAGUAGGGCCCCAAAUCUAAUCACAUGGCUGGAAUUGACUGGUCUUAUUUACACUUUGUUUUGCUGAUUGAAAGCCGUUAUAUAAAAUGCUGGAAUAAAAGAAUGUUGUUUUUCCCGUUGAGCAUCAUCUACAAUUUAAAUCCGACCAUAGGACCCUGAGUCUGCAUGCCAGCCAGCGCCAGCUCCACGACUGUUUGUUUGUCUGUUCGGAUUGAGGAAAUAGAUGAGUCCAGUUUGGACUUUGCCUUCCUGUCUUGGCAGUGAGGCAGAGUGGCAGAAGAAUGUUGGCUGAGAGACGCUAGUACGUCGCAGCUGUUUGGAGUUAGUGACAUUGGUGGGAUUGUGCGCAAAGAAACCCGGGCUGUGAUUCUAGCAGCGGUCAGAGUUUUGACUCUUCCUCUCUUCACACUGGCCAGAUGGGCCUGUGGUCAGGGCAGGUGCAUCCCGGUCCUCCUGGUUGUGUUCGCAGUCCUAACUCUGCUCGCGCCCUCAUUUUUGCGGUGUAGAAGUUAAUCGUUUUUAUCAUGCAGAAUGGCGCUGCACUGAUGCAUGAUAUCCAGUUGAUAAAAGUCAUUGACAAGAUAAAAAUAAUUGAAUUGUGAGGACAGUGAAGAUGCUUAGCUCUGCCUCAUUUGAUCUUUGUUUAAAAUAAAUCUUGACUAUUUUCUUUGAAUCCAGGAAUAUCAUCCCUCCGCACAUGUUUGCAUGUAUGUUGGUAGAGCGGGUCUGCUGCACACAUGUGCUGCACAGACAUCACUCCAUCCAGACAGGGGGAAUGCAGAUAUUAUGAAUGCUCAAAAUUUUCACAUGGUUUCCAUUCUCUGCAAGAUGCGAUCUUUCAGAAACGCUCCUCAGCAAGCCAACUCUGAGCCAGGUUGUCUUUAAUUUACGCUGUAACGAAGGCUCACGGGUUAGGAGUACAGAUCUCCCUCCAAAGGAUGUCAUUAACUUGUGCUUGUGAUUAAAAUCGGGAGGAAAAGGGUCGUCACUGAGCACAAAUGUGUUUGUGUGGGUUUGUGUGUGUGUUCCACAGGCUUUCAGGGGCCGAGUAUGUGUGAUUGUUUGUAUAGCCGUGUCUUGCUGGAAGUGUGCCACACACUGUUGAUUGUGGCCCUCAGAGGUUUAUGACCCUUAAAGGUUUUUUUUUCCACCGUGUUGUUUUCCUCCAAGGUCCCACUUUUUCAAUGCCCUCAUUGAAGACGGUGCAGCAGGGGCAGUGUAGCACUGGUUAGACAGUCUAAUGAACCAUCUGCUGCACAAGGGUUAGAUAAAGUUCUUAGCCCUCAGGCAAAAAACAGAUGAUGUUUAAGAGACGAGACAAAAGGGACAAGAGGUGGAGAAGCAGAUUGAGGGUCAAACAGAUUGAAGCCCACAUGUUCACCGGAGUAACCUUCCAAUGGGAUUUAAUAGUAAUGCCACUCUGAUUUCUUACAGCCUGUUUGUAUUAAGUCAGCAGUGACUAAAGGCCACAAUAAGCAAUUAUGAGCAUUAACUAUGAACAUCCUCAUCAGAGAUCGGCUCUCCACUGGCACAUAUGGCUCAAAAUUUGUAGCCUGUGGUGAUGUCUUAUGGCCUCAUCCCAAAAGUUAGGAAUAGGUUGCAUUGUGACAGUAUAGCCAACAACUAGAGCUGUAGGCCUGGGGUAGUGGUGGCUGACUGUGCCAAUGCUUAGACGCAGCAAAAUGGAAAGGAGAAAGAGAAGAAUGACAUGCUGCCAAGAUCUGCAGGUCAGGAUUGAACCUGGUAACAAUUCUUGCAGUAAAUAAAUCCACAAUAUUGAGACUUGGGCUGCAUCCAUUUCCAUUAUUUAUUUAUCAACCAGCUCUUUUCUUCAAUUUUCUUAGAAAAGUAAUACAAAUAUCUCUAUUCAUCCAAGUUUAAGUCUGUUAAACAUGUACUUUGUUUGAUUUACAGUCCAUUUCCCCUCUAAAACAACCAGGUUUUAAUACUGGAGAUAAGCCUCUGAGACUUGCAGAAGCAUGAAGUUGGAGAGACCAAAUCAAUCAAUAAAUCGUAUAUCAUUAACUCAUAAGUCAACUCCUAAUUUUUUCAGCUCUUAUGGAAACAGCUCACUGUCUCGGCUUCCUCAAUCCAUAAUUUUCCACACAGCCAUGAUGGCAGGUUUUUCACAUCCAAGCUGGAUAAUGGAAAAAUAUAAAUUUGACUGUGGGGAUGUGCUGCUGCAGAGACUGAUACCCAUUAGCACAGCAGAUAUACACAAUCUAUCAUAUUGAGUGUGUUGGUAAUUGAGUCCCAGUCAUAACAGCUCCGUCGCAUGUGUGUGUAUGUGUGUGUGUGUGUGUCUGGUGUGUGUUUGUGUGUGUGUGAGGUUCAUGAGCUGGUGAUGACUCUGAGUGGAUGGGAAGUUUAGAGGCAGGUAAGCAGGGUUGGUAAUUGAUUAGUGUGGUGCAGAGGAAGCUUACGGUGAUGUGAGCUAAUGCUAACAGCUCAAGGCUCUUAGGCUCCCCGCUCUCUUCCUGAGAGCGUCUCUAAGCUCAGGCUAAAAGGAGUUGAAGAGACAGCGGGGCAGAUUAGAUUUACACUAAUCCCACUGGGGAGAUUGGGACUAUACGUUCUCUCCAUGGAUUCACUUUAUUUUUUUUCCAUCAUCCCACUCCCACUCUUCUGACUAUGUACUUCCCCAAUUAAUUCCCUUUUCCCUCCCUGCUGAACUUUUGGAUAUUUUUAGAUCCUCCUACUCCUUUUAGCGUACACAUAGUACCUGUAUGUGUUUGUUAUCCUCAGAAGUCUGUAUGUUGUCCUUUCCCUGACUCGAUUUAAUGAGCUUAUGCAGUAGCUGAAGCUGGCAGCUUUACCUACUGCUGCUAAAAAGAAGAGAGACGCUUCAUUUAGGGUGAGAGGAGAGAGAAAAUGAUGGUAAGUGUCUGUUGUUGGUCAAGAAAGAGAGAGGGAUAAGGGAGAAGAUGCAGAUGCAAAAGAAAGCGCUUAAAGCUGAUGUUCGGAGGUGAAGAAAAGGCAGUGACUUAUCUAGAAGAUUUACAGCCUGUACAGUGCGGCAGAAAUGCACCACAUUAGUUUAAAAUUCAAGCUUCAAGAGUCAGUGCACAGCAAAUGACCUCACAGAUGGAGGCUAACUGUACAUCAGGCUGUGAGAUAGAUCGUGCAUGAAGUGCCAGUGGAGUUUUUCAUCUUUUGAUCUUAAACCUGUCAGGCUGGAGGCCGCAGCACCACAGGGUCAGUUCCUCCCUCAAGAAAAAGGCUUGACAUACUUUUCCACCUCUUCUCCUGUUUUUCAUCUUCUCCCUCACACUUUCUCGCCGUCUCCGUUGACCUUUUCGCACAGUAACCGUCUGUGUUUGCUCUCCCUCCCGCCUACCUCUUCAUCUACUCCUCCCCUCUUUCCUUCCACCCUUACCUACUUAUCUCUCCCCUGCUUCUGAUCCUCUUCUGAUCUCCUUUGUCCCCAGAAAUCAAAAUCUGUCAUUCAACCUGAGUGUUUCCAGGUCAGUAAAUGUCCAGGGACUGCAACCGGAGAUGUAUGAUUGUUUUGUGUGCGUGUGUGUGUGAUUGUGUGCGUAUGUGUGUGUAUGUAAGGAAACAUUUUGAAAAUCUGACCCACAUCUCCGACUGUUCAUAAGAUAAUAGAGUUUUUAUAGCUUACUAGAGACGGUCUUUUUUCCUCUAUUGUGAGAGUUGUUUGGAUUUUGUCUUAUAGAGUAAAGAAAUCUCCUCUUUUGUCUCCUUUUCUUCAUGUCUUCUUUGACCUUUACCUUAUAUAUCUCUCCACCUUCCUAUAUCCAGUUCCCCUUUCUCCUCUUCUCCCUCUUGUCUUUAUCCUCCUCCUCCCACCUCCUCACCCCUAUCCGCAGAGUCACCUUAUCUCUCUGCAGUCUGUCUGACUUAUUUAUCACUGCUCUGAAAUAUUAAAGAGUCUACUGCCUCUGGUCCUAAGGGAAGUCCACAACUUUUACCAACAGCACACACCCAUGUGCAAACAUGGAGCACACACACAGGCAACGGAAACUUUCAAAUCUUCUGUAGAUGGCACACUAAACUAUGUUUAAGUCUUGACUGCUCUCUUUUACUUUGCAACCCUGUCUUAUCAAGUUAGUGUGUGUUACAAAACAAGAGUCUUGAACUACGGCCCCUGAUCCCAAAAAUGUUUGGAAACUGCAUAAGAUUGUUAAAAAAACAAUUUUGAUGCCAAGUAAAUCAUUUAAACCCUUUAUUUAAAAUUAAUUCAGUUGUUUCAUGGUGUGUUAAAUGUUUUCAGUGGGUGACAAGUAGAGACUACAGGCAGACCAGUUUAGCUCCCAGACUCACCCACAACUGAGCUACGUGUUCAACAAAAGCAAAAGGGGGACCUACGCGCAGAGUGCAUAAGUUUUAUUAAACAAAAAAAACAAAAAAGUUCAUUUUUUCCAACAGAUCAUACAAGUUAAGAAAAACUAAAAACACUAGAAACUCAAAAGAAAUCAAACACUGGGGCACUGAACAAACAAAGACAUGAGGUAGAGUUGAUGAUCUAACACAGAGGAAAGGCAAAACAGAAAGUAAAUACGAGGAACAAAGAGUGAGGGACAGGUAAGACUAAAACACACAGGUGUGGAUAAUCACAAUGGAGGGAAAAGAACAGGAAGUAAAACUGGACCAGACACACAUGGAGAAAGAAUUAGUAAAUAAAACAGGAAACACUGAAAUUUUCAGAAUAAAGCAGGACCACAGGAGUAACUUCAAACAGAGAAAAAUAACUCAGAAAACACUGAACAAAGAAAACACUAAAACAACAAGGUCACCACAUGACACCGUGUUGUUAUAAUACAUGCAGAUUGUGACUAAUUAGGAUUACCUCCAGUCAAGUCGGUUUAUUGCUCCCGGGCACAGCCUGAGUAUAAACAAUUAGCUCAAAGUUGAAAAUAAAAACUUUUCUGCACAGUGCAAAAUAAAGCACAAACUUCUUGUUUUUAGAAACCUCCAUUUCACUGAUGUUAUAUUACAAAGCUUAUAGACUUAAAGAAGCUGCAUUAAAAAUAUAGAUUAAAAUGUGGACGCAGUCUCUGUGGUGUCAUCCACUGGUGUCUGAAGUGUCAUUAUGAAGCCAAACAUAUGGCCAUGUUGGAAAUGCUGUCUUGACCUCACUUUAGCUGAGCCUUCAGCCUCCUGUCGUCAGCUAUAAUCCGCCUGCCUGCCUCAUUAAUUAUGGUGCCAAAUUGAGCAAAACUCCAGUGUUCAGAUUCAGUCGUAGUUCUCCUUUUCAGAUUUCAAUCCCCAUAAAGUCUAAAAACACUCUUAUGUUAGACAAUCAAUCGUUCAACUAAAUCUUUAAAUGAUCCAGUAUGAAGCACUCAUAACUGAUGUCUGAUGUAUUAGGGUGAUGUUGUAUCUAUGUUGUCUUUACAACCAGUUUGUGUGUUGAUGCUGUUAAUGUUUUGUGUUUUUUACCCGUCUGCAAAGCAAAUUUCUCUCACGGGACAAUAAAGUGACAGUUGAAGUUGAAUUUAUUUAUCGGAGCUGAUCAUAGAUUGUAUAUACUAUGGACAACUCGGUUCGGCCUUUCGCCAAUAUACGGAUUUGAAGCCGAAAAGCUCUCAGCAAUUCCACGUUUUUUCUCUGCAACAUUGCUCCGUAGCGUUGUGCGCAUUUGGCGGGAGAGUUGCUGAGAUGACGCUCGGCUCAAACCACGUAUCCCCCCGGGUGAGCUACGCAAUCUUCGUAUGGCCAUAGGCUGUAUCAAGUGUCAAUCAUAGAAAACAUGAACUCUCUAAUAACUUUUAAAAAUGGAGCUGUACAGAAAAAAAGAGGACUUGAGCAUAAACAAACAAAAUUAUAUUCUGUGUAAUAAAUUUCUAAAGUUUGUCCACAGCCCUAUAAGCUUUGCUAGCGGAGGCAGGAUUUAUGACCUAUACUGCAGCCUGUCACCAGAGGGUGCUGUUCUCGGAAUGGCAGUCUAUGGAGCUAAUGCGUUGUCCUGGGCUUUAAGAAUUAACCUCUAGUGGACACCUGAGGAACUGCAGUUUGUAGCACUUCCCCAAUAGCUUCAUUUUUUUUAUGCUACAGGUUUCCAGUUUGAUCCAAAAACAAAAUAAUUGUUAAAUUGAUGCUGCAAAAGGCUUUAGCACCCUUUUACUAUUCUUAGCUUGCAGUGUCUUGGUGGUGAGUGAGUAAGCCUAGAAACAGCGAACAGGCCAAAGUGGAGUGAGUCCUCUCCGUUAUGGUUUUGCACCUGCUGUGGAAACUGGGCUGCCUUGGAGACUCGUGGCCUGACGCCCAUUGGCUCUGCUACUGUCCCCGCAGCCCUCCCUCACCAUGCAGGCACGACAACAAAUGCACAAUCUGUCAAGAGCCUGCAAACCCAAAAGUGCUCAGAGAUGAUCAGAAGCAUUUGUAAUCCAAAAUUAUUCCCCACGUGGGCAAGUUUAUUCAGCGUACAAGUGUUGAUUCAAUUCAUUAGCUGGAUUCUAACGAAAGCAGAGAUUCUGGGUCCUUUCCGUGAGCUAUUUAUCGAAAUCAGCCAACAAAAAAAAUGCCCACAGUGUUAUUUUGAGCAACAUUUGGGAUUGUGUGGAAAGUGGGCACUUGGUUUGGUCGUUGGCUAUACUUCAUGUCCUCAUUAUGUUGUAUGGGAACUCCGCUCUGCUGAAAAUUAGAGCCCUCAUGGAGCAGCAUGUGUCAUCAUCAAAUCAUUCGGCUUUUUAGCACUUCAAUCAGUCUGACAUGAGGGAAAUUGUUGGGUUUAAGGUAUAACUUAAAGGAAAAUGAACAUCAGAGGGGCCUCAGUGUCGAUGAUAUGGGAUUUUCUUGCUUCUUAUAGACCAGAACUCAUUUGGGUUAAGCCAAUUCCUUUUCCUGCAGAUAGAAGAGGACUAAUGUUAGGAGGCAUUUUAUCCUGGAUCAGACAGUGUCUCCUGUGCCAGAGUGUGGGAAGGGAUGUCUCGCUCUCCUACAAACCUGUCGCAGGGACUGAUGUGAAGCUUGAUCUACCGCUGCUUCUGUCCUUGAAUUUGUUAUGACUCACAUGCUGAAAGUUGCUGCUUCUCUUAAGUUUACCGUGACUCAUAUCCUUCAGUCCUUUUUUCCGUUAUUGGUUGUGUAUUCAUGGCUUCAUCGUGUACGGCCUCAUCCGCUUCCCCGCUUCACAAUCCGUGCCCCAAACAGAGUCCACGGACACAAAUUAAUGUUGUUAUGAACAAAUAAAAAAGGUCUUUACUCCCCACAAAGUGGCGCAGAGACACAAAAACAAACACCCCAAAGCCUUUAUUUUCCCCAGGAAGCUUUAUGAGUGCAUCAGCAGUGACUGAGGUAGAUGAGUAUUGAUUUUUAUGAAUGUCUGUGCCUUCAUCAGCGAGGGCAGUUUGGUUUUGCUCUGUUCCACACACACAAACAGGCAAUUCAUUGAUCCCUGUGUUUUUUCCUCACUCUGACAAAAAUGCAUAAUGGAAAAAGUGCUUCUAGACCAGAGCCUGGAGGAUGAAGAGGUCAGUGUUUGCGAUUAAGUCUGAGUGUAUUACCUGCAUACAUCCAAAAAAGCUGUGGCUUGUCUAUUUGUGUCUUACAUCAGUGGUGGGGUUUUAUUUCUUUCCUGCUUAUCAGACCGAAGGAAAAGGCAGGCGGUUUGUAAUUAACGUGAUAAAUGCAACAUCUGUCUCCAGAGUGACAGUGAGAGAAAGAGGUUGAGGUUAAGAAAUAGGAAGAGGAUAUAGAUAGAAGCUUAGGAAAAAGGGAACGAGAGGGGGAAGUAAUCCAGAUGACACCGGCAGAGUAAAGCGCUAUUUAAAAAAAUCAAUUUAUUCACACUUGCAUCUCGUGCAAAACAGAUCAGCAGAAAUCCAGGCGUCACUCUGUUCCUUAUUUAUGGGUGCCCCAAUUAUAGGCCUGCUGCCUGCUGCAGCUCAACACGCUGAGUGUGUGUGUGUAUGGAAAUUGUGCGCAUGUGUGCAUAUAAAAUAUGGAUGGAUAUUUUGCACCAUAUGUGCGCACAUGGCUUUUUUCGCAUGUUGCUUAAUUGAAAGAGUUGUUGUGCCAGAGAAGCCAGCUGUAUGGAGAUGAGAGCCAUCAUGAAUGGAUGGACACAGGAAGGGAUGAAUGGAGCUCAGGAAGCUGUCAGCUUAGGAUGGUGGAAGUGCUACUUGGCAGGGAGAGCUGUCUUGUGACGGUAAAAGUCUUUCAGAAUGUCAACGACUGAAGCGACUCCGUCUGAAUUUCAGUAAUAGUCCGAGGUUUGUGUCGAUAAAAGUGAUGGUAUAUGUGGAACCAAAAACAAAAGGGAUGUAUCUUUUAAAGAGGAUCAGAUACCUUAUUAACUGCACGAUUGGUCCAAUAUCUGUGGGACUAUCAGAGUUCACCCUUUUGUGAUGCAGCUCGAGUGAUCCCUCUGUCUAAUUUCCUGCAUGCAAGCUGUCUCUACAUCUUAUACUUAAGGUAUAUAAACUGUUAAGGGAUAUUUUAGUGUAAAAUUAAUUUAGGGUCAAACAUACAUUUCAUUUCCUUGAAGUAAUAAUCAUCAUAUCAAUCAUUUUGCACUGCAGACACAGGAGUUCUUCUGCCUUAGCGUCUCGAUCUGAUUGCAUUUCCAUGAAGUAAUGAUCAUAAAUGUUCUUCCUUGAGCUGCGUCACCCCGCUGUAGUUCGUAAUGGACUGGCCCAGGGUCUCGCUACAAACAAGCGGCUGCUGGAAGAGAGUUGGUAAGUUGUGUUUAGUCUCUUUGCUGAAGAAAUCAGGCAAAGUUAAAAAGAUGUUUGGUGGCUAAUGCUGUGGCUGGGACCCUAAAUGUUCUGUUGAUGAAGUUAGGUGCUGUUCUGAGCAUUAUUUGUGGCUAUAGAGUGGCGUUUUGGUUGAGGUUUGUUUAUGGCUCCUCAGACCGCUGUGUUUUGCUAUCCUGCGGCCGUUACUAAAGUUGGUAUAACUAGAGAAACAAGCAGUCGGCAACAUUCAUCUCUCAAGUGGUUGUCUAACUUGGUGUUACGGUGUGUUUGACCCGAAUUAAUUUUAUGCCGGAAUAUCCCUUUAAAGCUCUCUGCAAGACACUAGCUGGGUUUACAUGGGUAAUAAAAUCCUACUCACAAUCAUAUCACACGCUCAAUCAGAUCAAAAACGUGUCAUGUUAACACCUUAGCGGAUCCGAUUCACUUGGAUGGUAUUAAAUUUCGGAUCCGAUUAAAGAGGUAGUCUACACCGAUUGACAAUACGAUUGAUGCCACACAUAAAUGGCUGACUGCAUCAUAUCCGGUUGUUGACUGGAGUAUUCAUUCUGCGCACAUGCCCAAGUACAUAACGUAACGACACUUGCAGGAAAUAGGAAACCUGGAAUUGGAAUUUGGAAUUUAUGACCAAAUACAAUUAUGGCAAAAAAGCCUUGUCAGAAAGUAAUCAAUCGGAUUUAGCUGGGCCCAUGUAAACGCGGACCAAACGUGGAUCACUUUAUUUUAAAUUCAUUCAAGUCCAGCUACCAUGUGGUUUUAUGUAUAUCUUUCUUUCUCAGUCAAAGUAAUUCUGCUUUAAGCUUCUCUCACAACAUGUUUAAAGACACUUGGAGAUGUUUGGUUAGAGAAUCUUACUUCAUACUUAAAGCCCUAUACUGAACAGAGCCAUACUGCGUGAGCAUGUAUACGUUGUGAGGUUUGAAAAUUUUGAAUGUAAUGUUUGAACAACAGUUCUUGGCCUGCUUUGAGCUGAGAGUAGUAUGCUGGAGUACAUUUUGAUAUAAGACACCUACUCGGAUCAGAGGGAGGCGUUCACCUCUGGCAGGAAGAAGAAAUAGAGGAAAACGGAGGAGCUGCAGGAACAGAAGGCCUUUGUGUGUUUACAUGAAAAGUAAACAGCUCCAUCCAUCCUUCCUUCCGUCUUUCUUCUCUGUCCCGCUGAUCUGAAGGCUUGUCAGAUGAUAAAACACUUGCACAGCAGUAGACUGUAAACAAAAUCCUCUUUUGCUUUUCUCCUGAAUUUUUAAAAAAUGCUCUUUUCUAUUAUCCUCCGCUUUCAUCUCUGAAUCUGAAGAUCUAACUAGGAGUUACUUUCAUUUUCUCACCGUGCUCAUGUUGCCUUUUUGUCUUGAGGAUGUUUCUACCUGGCGAGAACUGUAGGAGGAUGUUCGUGACAAGAAGAUAGUAUUAAGUUAAGAUUCUGCUUUCCGAAGGCCUUAUACAUAAACACCCCCAACCAAUCACAGCUUGAGAGAGAAGAACAAGGACAAGGUUUCACUGCGAGUGAGUGAUAUGGUAACUGCGAUGAUGUGCAUUGUGCUUCCAGUCAAGUGAAGAAAAAUGCAAAUUGAUAUUUCAAAUCAGAGAAGCAGCGCAUGUAUGUAGACGGAGCACCAGAGCAAUGAGCCGUUAAGACGUAUGAGAAAGUCGGUGUGCUGAGAUGACGAAUGCACACUGACAGAGGUCUUCAAUCGUCUCUCCAGCACCAGCACCCCAAUAGCUUCCUACCCACAAGUGGUGAAGUGGCGAGGGAGAUUUAUACUCCCACUCUGAUGACGUUGUUGGCAUCGUCAACAUCCAGUUGAGAGUCCAAUAAUGGCGUGGCUUAGCGGAGGAGAGAGAAAGACAAUGCUUCAGCUCUGUUCUUUUGAAUUAUUUACAGGUUUCUUGACUCCUUUUACUUUAUAUCAGAGUGGAUUCAAUCUGGUGUCUGUCUGCGACGGCUAAAGAAGGACAUCUGAGGACUCCGUGUGUCUGAGUGUGAGUGUGCAUAUAAUCACAGGUUGCACCCUUCUUAUUGAAGCUGCUCAAACAUUAAACAGCUCUCAUACAGAUGCGAUUAAUCUACCAGAAGAUCCGCUGCAUAAAUUAAUCAGGCAAGAAAUGAUUGAUAAGCGACUUCAAUCAAGGCGGGAGACAGACAGAGAGGCUCCUCUGAUAGAUUUUGUGUGUGUGUGUCAGUGUGUGUUUUGUUGUGGCAGACAGACACUGACAUGGCUUGUUAGUUCAUGAAGAGAGACCCUGCUGUGGUGCUGCUAAACACUUCACUGCUCACGUACUGUAUAUGCAGUGUGGAGGGGUAGCAACGUUUAGGAAUGCAUCUCCAUAAUACUAGAGACGUGUGUGUGCAUGUGUGUUUAUGUGAUGGUGGGAUCACGCUCGCAGGAGAUGGGGAAGGGGCUGCUGAAGCCUGCUGCCACUGACUGCUGAAUGAAUAUUCAUGCAGCUGAUAUAUCAGUGUCUGCCAGAGAACGCCGGCUCCAGAUCGCAGGAAUACAAAUACGAACACUCGCCAAAAGUGUGUGUGUUUUUAUGUGUGUGUGAUCUGUAUGUGUGUGGGCGCAGAGGGUGAUUAUGGACCCUGGAGUGCAUGAGCAAAUAGAAGGGUGUGAGAUUGCGAUUAGUGUAUGUGUGUGUGUGACUUUGUGUGUGUGUGUCAGGGGGAAAAAGAGAGGCGUAGCUGACAUUUACUUAGCUCUACUCCUCUAGGCUUUUUGUGCCCCACAUUCAAAAGAGGGAAGAGGAACACUCACUCUUGUUUUUGAAAACUUUUGCCUGCUGUCUCCACAACUCAGUUUUAUCAUCCUGCUGCUUGUUCAGAGCGAUGGGACAGAGUGAGUGAGCUCCAAUGUGCGAGAGAAUACAGUAACACUUGAGAUAAAAACAAUUAAAAAAACGACUGUUAUUUGAGACGCAUAAAACAGACUGAGGCGUUAGGAAAUGAUAACCAGCUGUUUGAUUUUGAACCAGUAAUUAUCACAGCAUGUCAGCGCCGAGCGUCAUGCUGAAUUUGAGCUCAGAGUAUAGGGUUAUGAUAAAUCAAAGGAAUGUGAACCCAUCCGUCAAAUUGAGUUCGACUGGUUCUGUUUUGUAGCUGCAAUUUCUAGAUAGCUCAAGUGAAAAUCUUAUGCUGUGACUGAUUUCUAUCUGAUUUAUUUUUUAUUCCAGUAGAAGGAACAAAAGCACUGAAUUGUUGGGGUGUCCCGAUUAGGGUUGGGUAUCGUUUGAUUUUGAACGAUUCUGAUUCCGAUUCCUCGUUUCAAUUCCGGUUCCUAACAAUUCUCCAUUACGAUUCUAUUAAAAGGCAGGAUAUUAAAAAAAAAUGCAUGGUUUAAAUGAGGGUGCUAACCAGAGUUCUUCUUUUUGAAUUUUUAAAUUACAUUAACUUUUUAAAAACUUUACUAUGAAUUUCUCACAGGGCGAUUUUCAACCAGUAUAUAAAUAUCAAUUUUUGUUGUCAGGUCGUUUGUCUAUGAAAAGGUACAAGGGCUAACGUUAGUUGGAUAUUUAAGUUGACCUACCGUACACAGUACAAUUUGUUUGCCGCUUCAGUGUUAGCAGAAGACAGAAGUAAGUUAUUGUUUCACUUAUCCGAUACUGGCUGGUUAACAGAAGACCGGUGAAGCGCGUCAAAGACGGGCACUCAGGUAUUUCUUCUCCAUGAAUCCUGAGGUGUAUAAUCAUGUUGGUCGUGCACCCUCCUUUGCAUGAUAUAACUGUGUUGCCAAUGUUGUAAUGUCAUACGCUUCGUCCUUGUUGGUGUUCGGCGCCUUCUUUUUCACUGGUGUUUAGCAGCGUCUUCCUUUUGGUGUCCUGCAGCUAUUUCUUCCGGUUGGCAGACCAGCAUUGAAACUUGGAAUCAAAUUUUUUUUUAAUUUGAAUGGUUCCGGGGGAAUCGGAGUGUUAGUCCCGGUCCCCAUCAAUGCCCAACCUUAUUCCCGAUACAACUUUUUUGACUUCCAAUACGAUACUGAUAUUGUAGCCUUCAAUAUUGACCGAUACCGGCAUUGAUUCGAUAUUGGCACAAAAUUGUGCACGACAAGUUUUUCACUCAAGGCCAACAUCACUCUUACUCCUGGCUACUUUGUUAGUAACUUAGUUCACACUGUUGUUGUGAUUACAUGGGCUCGGCUUGCUGGAUCAGGGCGCCGCUAGGUAGAGGUGCCAAAGUGGAGUCUAGAAUGGAUCGCUUGUAUCGGAGUGCUGAUAUCGGAGAUUUUAGAUAUAGGACGAUAUAAUCCGAUAUUUAUUUUUUUGCUGAUACCGGACCGAUAUCCGAUAUCAAUAUCGUAUUGGGACACCCUUACUGAAUUGUAUGUGUAUUUUAAUAUUAUUUGGAGAGACAGUUGCUGGUAGUGAUAGGGAAUGCAACAAAUGUUCAAUAUUGUUGAUAAGUGACUACAUCCUUACUAUUUCUGCUGAGAAUCAGGCAUGCAAAGCAGCAAUCAGGAAGUAAACAAAACAAAGCAAAAUGGUAGCAGCUGAAGUAACAUCAUCAUGUCUGAAAUCCUUGUAAGUCUAGGAGUGUUUCACCCUGCAAAGAAAAGGAAACUUUGUAAAGCUGACCUUGCUUAUCAUGGGAGAUCUCUGUAAGUUCACAUGAGGUCUUUGGACAUCUCUCUCUCUCUCAAACAUCAACUGUGACUUUCCGCACAGCUUGAGAGUCCAAAGUUGAAGCCAUGUUGUGUGAUUUUCCUCUCUUACUCUUUCAGUCCCUCACCUUAAAACCUUUCCUCUGAACACCAUCUUGUUCUCUUUCACGUCUCUUUUUCUUCCCUCCCUCCUACCACUAGACAGCGGAGCAAACUUUAACCAUAUUGCUAACCUAUUGCAUAAGUUAUGUUGAAAGCCAAGACAAAAAUAUAGCUAGAGCUAAGCUUUUGAACAUCGUGUUUUGAGUGGGAAAAAAUCAUGUUAAAUUUCAAGGUUAAUUGCCAAAUACACGCCAUUUAGUAGCUGUGAUGUUCAAUUGUUGAAUAUCAUUUUAAUUGAUAACUGGUGAACCUAGCGGUGAAACCCAAAGCAGCGUGAGAAACUGGGGAAAAAAUAAGUAUAUCAACUCUGCAUGUGAAAAGUAUUGCAGCUGUCUGCUGGUGUAAUCUAAAUACACGCCUCCUGGAUUUUUUUCUUCCAAAUAGGGAAAAUGACGACAAGUAAAUGUCAGCUGUGUAUGAACUCAGAAUACACAGAGAAAUCGUGUAAGGGUGUGUGUAUAUAAAUAGAUCAGAGGUAGGUGUUAGGGUCUAGAGGACAAGUGAAAUUCUAAUAGAUGCCAAAGGACAAGCCUACAGAGACACCGAACAUCUAUAUUUCAUUAAUCUCUUCUCUUCCAUUCUCUUCUCUUCGUCUCUUUCUCUUCUCUUCUCUUCUCUUCUCUUCUCCUUCUCUUUUCUCUUCUCUUCUCUUCUCUUCUCUUCUCUUCUCUUCUCUUCUCUUCUCUUCUCUCUUGUUCAUCAGCACUUUUCAUUACUGCAGCCCCCAGGACUCUGCGAAUGUAUUGUUAUGUACAAUUGUGUCGUAGAACCGCCGCCUCUGUCCUCAGCGCAAGGACAUCUGUGAGCUGAUGGCUAUCGGAGAAGUGCUUAGUUAAACCCCUUGGGUCCUGAACAGAAGAAGUCAUCAUUUUAGCUUCACAUCUGUUUAUUUAAGAAAGUUGCAAAUGUGCAAUAACUUAGCUCGCUCCCUUUCAUACUUUUGUAUUGUACUUCUAAACUUUUCACUUACUUUUUCUGUUCAGUCUACCACCAAACAGACAAAGUUAUGUAUCCUAAAUGCUUCCUUCACUAUGGUUUUCUUCAUUAUGUUGCUAUAACAAGAUUGCAGUCCAAUGAUGUUGAUGAGCACUUCAAGCGGAUUAAGUGCUUGUUUUGUUUGUUUAAAAAUUAUCAUAUCUGAGAGGUUUUAAUCAUACUCUGUAGCCGGUUAUAAGAUUCCUAAUUAGCCUUGAUCAAUUAAUUCUUUUAAAAAACAAUCAAAAUUAAAGGUGUACUGAUUUUUUUUUCCACCAGAUGUUAAAAAAUCAAUAAGAUGCUUUUUGUUUUACCCUUACUCCACUCUGUGCUUCCUGUCAUCUUACAAUUAUGCAAAUGUGCCUUCUUCAAUAACUUCAUUUUAAUCUCAGUGCAUUGUAAGCACUCCUCCCCACCCCUACCUCUUUUUCUUUGCGAGCAGUAAGAAAACUGCUGCCUCUUGUUAAGCAGAAGAAGCUAUGUUAUGGGAAAUGCUGGUGCUGCUGAGGCACUGACGCUCACACAUCUCCAGCAUGGCAGUAAAUAACAUUCAGACGCCCAUAUUGCUGCCUUCUGUUAAACACACACUCAUGCACAAGGUACACACUAUACAUCACACACACACAGAAAGCUGAGCAGAGUGUAAAUAUGGCACCCAUGAAAUGUCGCACUAGUCGUUAAGCGCUACGGCACCGUAACUUCUUGGGAAAUACUCUGCAUAGCUUUGAGUGUUGAGCAGCAGUAUUGCAGAGAAGCGGCACCUCGCCGUGUGUGCAUUCGUGUGCAAGUGCGAAAUGUUACCGUGUGUCACAGAUAGACAGGCAUAACAGUUAUUACUUUUGGCCCGGGUACUACCAACGUUGCCCGCCUGUCUCACGGAGCACAUGGGUGGCAAUUAGAAAAACUUCCACAGACAUAAAUCAGCAUGGGUCAUAAACACCCCAGUGAGGGGGGGAAAGGGGAGUGAUAGAAGUAAAAAGAUGUGAUGAAAAGUGCAGAGAAGAGGUGAUAAAAUCAUUUAAGGUGUGGAGAAAUAAAGUGGGAGGAACAAGAGAGUCAAUGGAGACGCAUUUUACUCUCAUAUAUGACGCUGAAUGUCUUUCAGGUGUGAGAGUGAUUAAAAAUACACAAAUGAAUGUGCUAAUUAACACGUUCACGCUUCCUGUUAUACAAUUAUAUUACACUCUAAAAAUUCACCUAGUGUAGUUGUACUGACCUCAACAAGCACAGAAGUUUAACAAGUCCGGACAACAAGUGAAACCGAUUCAAAGCGUCACUUUUCCUCCAAACUGAUCGUUAGAGCUCUAUUUUCUAGAAAGCAUCAAAGACAUCUCCUGUGUGGCAACAGUUCAGCCGUGAUUAAGGGGUUUACGUGCUAGAACAUGAUGCUACUGUAAGAAGGUGGUGUUUUCAUGUUGUGAUCGCAGCACCCACAAAGCUUUGGAUCCUCUCUCAUCCUCCUACUCCACUCGGUCUAUUAUUACGCACAACAACAACAACAACAAUGCAUGGUCCUACGUCUUCACCACCGCUGUUAGAAAACGAAGGAUAACAAUGCAUAAAUAUAACAUACUCUUGGUACAUUAUUGAGAAAAUAAGCUUUCCCCUGAGUCUUUUGAAAACCGGUGCAGGGAGGAGGAGGAGGUAUGUGAAGGAGGGCUGCAGAAACUAAUAGAGCAAUGUCACCAAGCUGCUGGGUCAACAUUUCCACUGCACGGAGGAGACGGUGUGUUUUAGGCAAGCAAAAUGCAUUAUUGAUUGCUCGGUGCAAGCCAAGGCUUUAUACUAUAUAGCAAGAAUGAUAGCUCUGUCACUAUUAUUCAUACAACGGAUCAAGACAUAGCUCUGAUUAUGCUACUGUAUUGAUCAGCAUCAAACAAACACUCAGAGUAGGCAGUCAGUACAUAGAUGAGUCAUUUGACGGAAAACACAGGAAUAGAUUGACUAUAAAUUACGCUCUGAAUGUCUCUUUUUCUGUCUGCGGUGGUCAACAACGCACGUCAAGAGGUUUUGAAAAGCUCAGCAAGUAUCUUCGGAUUAAUAGAUGAGAUGGAGAAAUGGCCAAAAUAAACAAAAAAUAAUAAAGAAAACUAGAUGACUAUAUGGAAAGACAAACAAAAGUUAGUUGCAAAGCUGAAAUUCCCCUUGUACCCAGAACUGACAUCUUACAUUGGUGACCAUUUUGGAACCAGAGUCUGCUGAUAAAAUGAUAAAGAUCCUUCAAAGUCAGCAGAAUCUACAGCCAAAGAGCUUUGAGUGUAGGUACGAGGCAGACACAAGACAUGCACAGUUAAGUCCAGCUAUAAUUAUAGCUCGAUCAGGCGACUGGAUUAUUGACAGAAAGGUGUCUGCCUCUGCUUUCAUAGGUGGCGACAUGCCCCCUUUCAGGCAGUCUCCAAGUUGUAAAGGUUUUGUUUACAUCCAGGUUGUUUAACUUCCCACUCAAACCCCAGCAUACAAACACUGGGACGUGUUACAAAACCCUUCGGCCAGUUUUAGUCAGACUGAGCCACAGAGAAUAUCUACACCUAACUUUAUUAUCCAGGUAUGUUAGUUUAGUGCUAUUUCAGUCCCACUAAUGUGUUUACAUAAGGCAAAAAAAAAUCACUUUACAUGUUAUGUGAAUUUGACAUUUGUUCAUCAUAAAUCCAAUCUGAUGAUGUACAUCUUCUGUACAGUCUAUGGUGAAAGGGGGGUUUGUAACUAGUUAAGGCUGGUUUAUUCUGGAGACCAGUCGCUCGGAGGCAAUGACAGCAAUUUUGUGAAGUUUAAGCUAAUAAAUAUGAGGGAAGUUUAAAAAAAAAAAUUGGAUUUAAAAAACAGUUUCUCUGCUUUCGUAGGUGGCGACAUGCCCCCUUUCAGGUACACUCCAAGUUGUAAAGGUUUUGUUUACAAUUAUGUCGUUCAACUUCCCGCUCAAACCCCAGCAUACAAACACUGGGACAUGUCUCGAACCCUUAGGCCAGUUUUAGUCAGACUGAGCCACAGAGAAUAUCUACUCCUAACUUCAUUAUCCAGGUAUGUUAGUUUAGUCUUAUUUCAGUCUGACUUAUGUGUUUACAUAUUUUUAAAAAGGUCCAGUUUCAGUCAGACUAGGGCAAUAAAUAACUUUACAUGUUAUGUGAAGUUUGACAUCUGUCCAUCAUUCAUACAUCUAAUCUGAUGAUGUACAUCUUUUAUACAGUCUAAAGUGAAACUGUAACUGUAACUAGUUACAGCUGGUUUGUACUGGAGAAACAGUUGCACGUUUGAGAAGUGCAAGCUAACAAAUAUGAGGGAAAUUUAAAAAAAAGGUUUGAUUAAAAAAAGACGGUAUCAGUCAAGUAUGUUCUCAACUUUUUCAUCAGUUCCAAUAUUGAUACCGGUAUCAUCAGCAGGUAUCAAGUAUCGGUCAGGCUGUAAUACAAGCAGCUCUUGACCCUGCAUGCUUCAGCAGUUAUAUGAAUCACAACCUCGUAUCUCAAAUCCUUAAAAAUAGCUCUGAACUAAGCAUUUGUUAUUGAGGUUGUAGACACCGACAGGAUGGUUUAACUGAGAGGCUGGUCUAUAUGAAGCUAUGGAUCAAGCAGACGGCCUCUGUCUAAUAGACUGUUUAGCUUUAAUAUGGUUUUCACCUCCUCUAAUGGACCAGGCUGUCACACAGUGAGGUCUUACUCUUUCAGUUCAGUCUAUUGAAAGAGGAGCGGCAGACUGAUGAUGACUCUGUCUGCCUGAAUGCCAAUCACAUCCAUAAUAGUUGCCUUCACUUUAUGAGUGAAGAGGGACAAGUUCUGUCUCUGUUUGUGCGUCUCGCUGUGUGUGUGCAUCUGUGUGUGUCUGUGAGACUCCAUCCGGUCACCUUUGCAGUAAAAUCUGCUUUACUGGCAGCUGAACGAGCCAAUAACCUGCAGUCUGUUGUCCUCGGGGGCAGGACUUUUUGUUUGACCCAGAGUUUUAGGGGACUGUAGAUGAGACCAAUGCUGAGGGGGGACAGAUGUUCAGCCAAUCAGAGGCCUUAUAGCAACUGCAGCCGCCAUUACCAGAUGUUCUCUUCGUGCCAGCCGCACACCUCUCAUUCUUUCACCGUCAGAAAGGAAAGAGCUGGAGCUGGUUCUGCUCAGUGAAGAGGCAGUAUGUCAUGUCUUUUUCUGAAGGCUGAAGGCGCUGAAGCAUUUCCUUCCACUUUUAAUGGACUUUCUUUCAACUUUCUGGUCCUGAUUCUUCUUUUAUUUUCUUUCUCGGAAAUCCUUAUUCACUUCACAGAGGGCAUUUCUGUCCUCCUUAGCACAGUGCCGGACAUUAAAUGCUCCCUUUGAGGCAGGACGGGUGUUUGGAUAUGAAUUUUGUUCAGGGAGGUUUAUUUCUGGAUGUCUCUUGAGCUGAAGUAGCCACAUCUGUUUGUGUUAAUCUGUGUGCUUACGUGUGGUAGUGGCAGCCCAAGAUUUAAAGUCCUAAGCACCACUACUGUCGCCCUUUCUUGUCUGUGCUUUUAGUAUUUACUGAAGUUUUUUGUGAGAUUUAAGGAAAAAAGAGGGCAGAGCAGUUCUGGGUAGAAUCUCUGUGCUAAAGGAGGUAUUUUCAUGGCCGUGCAAAUGCUCCCAAUCUGGCUCAAGGCUCAUACUGCACAGGAAGCCAGUUAUUAAAGUGUAAUACUGUUGGACUUGUUUUUGUUUUAGCAACUUAAAUAGAUCCUCAGAGGGGUCUUUAGUUAAACUCUUAUAAGGAGAAAUGCCUCUGGUAUAACCGAUUACUUCAUUUGAUACAAUACAGUACGAUAUGAUUCAAUAUGAUAUGAUAUGAUACAAUGCAAUACAAUACAAUACAGUACAAUAUGAUACGGUACGAUACUAUACAAUACAAUACUUAACGAUACAAUGCGAUAUGAUACAAUACAAUACGAUAUGAUACAAUACAAUACGUUAUGAUACAAUACAAUACGAUAUGAUACAAUACGAUACGAUACAAUGCGAUACGAUACAAUGCGAUACAAUACUUUACGAUACAAUAAAUUGUGAUAUUAUACAAAACGAUGUGGUAUGAUACAAUACGAUAUGAUACGAUACUAUACUAUACAAUACAAUACUAUGUGAUACAAUACAAUACGAUGUGGUAUGAUACAAUAUGAUAUGAUACAAUACAAUACAAUACAAUAUAAUAUGAUACCAUACGAUGUGAUAUGAUACAAUACAAUACGAUAUAAUACGAUACGAUACAAUACAGUAUGAUGUGAUAUGGUACAAUAUGAUACAAUACGAUGUGAUACAAUACAAUACAUACGAUGUGAUUUGAUACAAUACGAAAAGAUACAAUAGGAUAAAAUAUGAUAUGAUACAAUACGAUAUGAUAUGAUAUGAUAUAAUGCGAUGUCUAUCAGAAUUUGGUAAUGUAACUGUAAAACUUAUUGUGGUAUAUCAACACUCUGAUGAAUGACACAAGACAAAAUUCCCACCACAAGACCAUUUUUGCAGCUCCUCUAAUGCAUUCCCUUGCAAUAAUAUUUAUUAUGCAGCAGACUAGGCGUGUUUAUUUGUCAGGAAAAAUACCCAUCUAUCCAUCUUAAAGCUAAGCUCAUAAUCAUCUCAAGAAUGGACCUGGAGGUGAACUCCUUGUGCCUUUUCCAGUGCCAAAACCCAAUUUUCUGCUCUCAACUUUUCAAAAGAUGACAGUGGCUCCUAUUGCAAGAGCAUUUACAAAGGAGUCAGUUCUUUCCCUCACUGUAUGAACCUGUGCUGACUGUGUGAAACCUUUCGGACAUGUACAAAUCACAGUUCAUUCACUAACAUUAUACUUUGACAGAUCCUGUCAGACUUGUGAUUGUGUCUUGGACUCAAGAACCACAACAAACCUAUGCGGGGUUUUCAUUGAGGUUUGCUUAUACUUACUGGGGAUGUUUGCCUGCAUUCGUAUUCCUCAUAAGUACAAAUGAGAAAGCAACUAUUCAUGAGGCAGGGAAAAUAUUCGCCUGCACGUACACACACUCUUUAUCUGCGCUUGGCAUUGCCUUGACACAUACAAGGCUCAGGUGUGAGAUAAAAUAAGGGCUCUGGGCUCAUGCUGUUCUCUGCCCAGUGGACGGGCUGAGAUCUGCAAAGUCACCCUGAGGUAAGACACACUACACCCCUGCACAGGACAGGUGUUUUUAUAUGAAACACAAGCCCCCUACCCCGUUUUGAAUUACCAUAAAGAUACAUUUAUUCUGAUUUAGCUGCUUCAUUAAGUCCAGAGAUGAGUCCAUUGCUUUUGGUGAUCAGUAUGCAUUGAAUAUAAAACUGGGAUUUGGAGAUGAAUGACAUAUUCUCCUUAGUAAUCGCUUUUGUGAAUAUGUAUUUAAAUGCAUGAAUUAGAAAUCAGAAGAGCAUAGAGAAAUAUUUAGAGAUGGACUCUCCUCGACUAUUCACUUUCCUCUCUGUUCCUCUGCUUUGAUGGUUUUUCUGUCACUUAUCUCAUGAUCUGUCCUUUAAUGUAGAGGGACUGCCUUCCUUUCUCUCUCUCUCUCUUUCUUUAAUGAUGUGCUUGAGUGAUGCUAAUGAAUGGUUCUUACACUCUUCCCGUUCGCCCCCUCCCUCUUCCUUUUCUCUUCUCCUCUCCGUCUGCCUGCUUGAUCUGUCAGGGAGACCGCAGAGAGAGAUUUUUCUACUUCAGUUAUGAGACUCCCUCAGGGUGAUUUUAGAGGAAAACUCAGAUGACUUUCCUCCUCUCUGCCGGCCCAGCGACAUGAUGGAUGGAAGUGUUUAAAAAGCCUGACUAUUUCUGUCGGACUGUUCAUCUGAGUGGCUCACAGUUAGCAGUCAGCAGGGAGGCUUUCGUUAACAGGGUGGAUGAUGCACUAAGAGGAAAGUGUGUAGGUGGCUCUCUUGAGAUAGAAGGGUUUGUGUAUUUGUAUGUGUGGGUUUGUGUACUUAACGUGCGUGUCUUUUGUGCUCACAUGUGUGGUGCAAGUGAAGUGUGGUGUGAAGGAGAGCCCAAUGUGACGCUCAGCACGGCCAUGAAUGAUUGCACUCUGAGCCAGGUCUCCUGUGGUGGCACCGAGAGCCACAAAAAUAACUUUCUUCUCUUUAAAAAAUAUCAGUUUUUUUGUGAUAAAGUUUGGAGAUACUGGGUGACAAAAUCAAUAAAUCCUUCCUUAAGAAUUGACAAUCAUCUUAAUGUAUUUUAUCUGAGAAAUGUGGCAGUAAGUAAAUAGAAUAACUGAUUUUACCUUUUAGAGCCACAUACAUGAAUUGUCAGUGCCAAUUAUAAUUUAUAAUGAUAAUUUAGCUCAUUCUUUUAAUUAUACUGUCUGCCACAACAUUUUAUCACUAAAGCUUCUAUGAGGAGUUUUUGGAUGUUUGUGAAAUAGGGUGAAAUUUAAAUUGAUGCCUUUUCAUGACACACAAAAACAAACAAGACCAUUACUGACAAAACAGACAAGUUACAUGAAGUCGUUUUUAAUGUCUCGAACCAGUAUGAGGGGGGUAGGAGUCAGACAAGCAGCUAAGGAAACAGCCCUGUUCUUACAACCUCCACAUAAAAUACACUAGAUUAAAAUUAGGCUUUAAAUUAGGGUGACCAUACGUCCUCUUUUACCCGGACAUGUCCUCUUUUUUGGGGGCUGUCCGGCCUUGUCUGGGGAAGUUUGUAAAAUCCUUCAAAUGUUCAUGGUUUUGUAUGGAAGUUUCGAGUUUGUGUCACAUGGACUUACUGAGUUAGAGGCGCUUAAAAGACACUCAAUCCGAUCCAAAAAACCCUCAAAAUUAACUUAAUGUGACUCCAUGACUCCGCCCCCACGUAGUCGUGUCCUCUUUUUGGGGAUUCAGAAUAUGGUCACCCCACUAUAACUGACAUAUUUGACUGUCAAAAAUCAGAAGAUACUAGUUAAGCAUGGAAGCUACUUUUUCCACAGGAGUUGUGAAGUGAAAGUUACUUACAGUAUCUUUAAUUUUUGAACUCUACACAGCAGUUAUCAAAAAACUGCAGAUAAACAGCUAAAAAAAAACUUGGAUUUUCAUAGAAAAAGUUCACCUAUUUUGAAACCAGUCAUCAUCCCAUCAUGAUCUGAUGAUAUAUGCCCUUGUCAACAGAUUUUUUUCCAUGCAAUAAAUGCUGUCAUUUCUUGAUUUAUUAUAAGAAACUAAAAUUGUGCCACUUCAUCUUUUUCUGGUGAGCCACAGAUCAGCAGUAGACAGUAAAUUACAGACGCUUCACCAUGACAGACUUUUCUCGCAAUUAAAAUUUCCCAAAUAACAUCAUAUUUCAAAUGUUUUGGAAAAGUGCGAGCUUUCUCAAACUUUAACCCACGAGUGAAAAAAGAAACAUGAUUUAGAUGUUUUUUAUAAUGAGUGAGGUAUCAUUCAUUACAGAUAUAUUUGAGGUAGAUGGCAGAAAAGAAAUGUUAAGUUGCUUUUGUAACAGGGCGUCAAGCAGAUUUGAAAAUUUUGAUCCUAAAGGAAACGUUAGCUCUUAAACCAACCACUAACCUCAUCCUCCUUUACCUCUGUUCAUCCUGUAAGUGCAGGCUUUUGCUGCAGGAUGUGUCGAUGUUAGGCAGCAGGUUAGAUAGUCAGAUAAUCAAGACUUAACCUCUGCUUCCCAUUUAGUCAAUACAGCUGACACACAUGCAUUCACACUGUCUCAAGGACUGAUUGAUAAGCGCACGUGCUUGGGCGGUCAAAUGGGCCGGAGGGAUGUAGCUGGAAAAGGGGGUUCGUGACCCUGGUGCUUUGUGAAGGACUGACAGGCAGACAAUUAACGGGCUCAGUAAUUGGCACAGUAAAAACCCAGGCAGACAAAAGUCUUCUUGUUCUAUUUACGACCUUUUGAACCCAGUUUAUGACUCCUGCUUCUUAGACAAGGAUGAAGGAAUGCCAACGCUGAUUGUCUUCUGAUGAAACAAGGGAGAGAGUGAGACGAGUAUAGAAAAAGAACCAAGAGAGGACUAUAGAAAAUGACAAAAGACUCAUAUAUCCACGAAUGAAAAACAUCACAAGUGUAUCCGUUCUAUUGCAGGAGAUAGGAGAAGUGCGACACAGCUUGCAAAGGAAAGAUUCAAUAACACUGACAACGUAUAACAAGAAAGGAGUGGAUGAGUUGUUUUCAUGUGUAGAGCGGAAGCAGAGAGGGCUGAGGUUAUCUGAGUCCUUCAAAGUAAUUUCCCAGAGCAGACGGAGGUACAGAUGAGGAGAAGAAGAGAAAGAGGUAUAGAUGGACGAGAGAACUAAAUGGGGAUGGCGUCUGAGCACUUGAGACAUAAAGGUUCAUCUUUGGGUCGCUGUCAUGUGACCUUGCUGCAUUAAAUUCAGGGACAGGAAAUUGUUUUCUCUCCUGCAGGCUCGGCUGGCUCACCCCGUCUCAUCAUCCACUGACUGCUGUUUAAUUGCUGCAAAUGAAAACCAUGUUUGAAAUAUGGGAUGCAGCAGCGGCUCAGUAACACGUAAACAGGAUAUUAUCUGACGCUUGUACUUUUUGUAACUUUUUGAACCUCAUGACCUUAGACCAGCUCUUCUUCCCUGUCUGGCUCCCAGCCAGCCUGACACUGCUGUAAAGAGGGUGUUGAAAAAAAGGAAAACUGGUGUAGUUGGUGCUACCCGUGGACUAAAAUGGAUAGAGGUGAGGUUUCAGUUUCUCUGGCUCAGCUCUGUCCCACAGCAGGGUGUGAGGAUGAGUCUGCGUGAGUUUGAUAGGCGAUGCACUUUUUCUUUCUUUAUCUUCUGUUUUAUCAGUGAUUUAUCUGCCUCAGCAAGAAAAAGGUGAAGCGGGUUUCUGCCGCUGUAGACUUAAGUGACCAAACGAAACAUAAUUUAGUCUGCAAAUGGGCAGAAAAAUGGGCGAGCAAGUAUGUAAAUGUGUGAAACUUUAACAUGGGUAAUAAAACAGUGAUGGCUCAAUGACAGGGUGAGUGCAGUCAUCACCAUGUAUCAAACCCAGUCCACAGAAGGGAGGUCAGUAAAUGGGAGACUCUGUGAUGCAGGUUGGGAGUGAAACCUGGCCCAACAGAAGAGCCACUGGUGCUCAUGUUGGUGGAAAAAUGACAGCUGGUUUUGAUACAACAGUGUCAUAUUCCUGCGUAAAAUUAAGUUAGGGUCAAACACACCGUAACACCGAGUUAGACACCCCCUUGAGAGAUGAAUGUUGCCGACCGCUUGCUUCUCUAGUUAUACCAACUUUAGUAACGACCGCACGAUAGCAAUACAGAGAGCCACACGCUCAACCAAAAUGUCACUCUAUAACCACAAAUAAUGCUCAGAACAGCACCUAACUUCAUCAUGUUUGUACGGAGACCUCGGGUGAGUCCAUCAACUGCUGUGGGGUGACACAGCUCAAGGAAGAACAUUUAUGAUCAUUUCUUCAUGGAAAUGCAGUCAGUCCAAUACGCUAAGGCAGAAGAACUACCCCGUCUGCAGUGCAAAAUGAUUAAUAUAGUGAUUAUUACUUCAAGGAAAUGAUAAAGUAACGAUCGUGGAUCUCUGUAUUGCUGCUGUAUUGUAAGUCGGUAUAAUUAGAGAAGCAAGCAGUCAGCAACAUUCAUCUCUCAAUGGGGUGUCUAACUCGGUGUUACAGUGUGUUUGACCUGAACUUAAUUUUACGCCGCUAUGUCCCUUUAAUUGUCUUGGUACUACUUGGUCCUAAUUGACUGUUGACCCUAAAAAUUUUACGCACAAACAAGAUGGAACAAACUUUUCUCUGCAGUGAUAUAAUUCUUGAUUCUUCCCUCUGCUCUCCAUCAUCAGGCUGCUGCUGACUUUGCCAAGGCUCACCUGCCCGGGGCGCUCCGCCAGCAGCUGCUGACCUACGAACGGGAGAAAGAACGAGACCGAGAAAAAGACAAGGAGAAAGACGAGAAAAAGGAGAGAGGCAGCCUGUCCUAUCCUUCCAUCCUGGAGCAGCAGAUCCUGAAUCUGGACAGAGAAAUGCUGGAGAAGCUCUCUGCCACUUACAACGAAGCAGGUAUGAGUGUAUCCAUUUUUCAACAAAACGGCUCCUUUUCACAAUAAAAGCAUAUUCACAUCACAAAUAUUGAUUUUUCCCUUGUGCUUUGAAGCAUUUGUGGAAAUUUAGAGAUACUCUGCAGUGGUUUGGUCCAUCUAGAUGCUUUAUUGAUUUAUCAGUUAGUAUGAUGCAAAUGUGCAUUAGCUCGAUGUGGACUCAGAGGUCACAAACAGAUGGAUUUCACUCCUGAGUGUUGCUCAUUACUGGAGGCACAAUUAGGAAAGAACCAGUAAGUGUAGUGCAAUGUUUUUAAAUGUUCCCUAUGAUGCUGCACACAAACUAUUAAUUUCUCCUUCACUGUUUCACUUGACUGUUGUUGAAUAGUGAGUGUCAGCAGCCCCAGGCCUUGCUUAUUCAGCUGUUUAAAUACAAGCUGAUCUUCACAAGGCUUGUAGUAAUUAUCUCUGGAGGGAAGCAGAGAGGCAGGGAGGGGGUGAGGCAAAAGAGGGGGAGAGAGAGCGUGAUGGAUGCAAAGACGUAGGCGACGGGUCAGAGGGAUGGAUGUAUAAGUGGUAGGAGGACAUUUUACUUGUAAGAGCCACGGAACAAUUAAAGAGAAGAGCGAAGACAAAGGGGGAGGAAAGGGAUAGAUUGAAAGCGAGGGGUGAUGAAAGGGUGAGGACAAUGAGGGCGCAGAUACAAAGGGUGAUGAAAAAGACCCAUCAGAAAUGAAAACCACUGUGGGUAGAGGAAAGAAAAUGAAAUGUCCUACAGCAAUAUAUUCAGUGCGGUGUUGGGAGAGCUGGGGGAAAGUAAUAAGUUUCAUAUAUAUUUAACAUCCAUUCUCCAGGGAGAAAGUAGAAGAGCACUGGACAUUAAAGGAGACCAGCAACAUAAGUUCACACUUGUGAUUAUGAGCGUACUUCUUCAUUGACAGAGACAUCAUUGGCUUAUUGGACGUGCAGCAGGAGAGGUGAAAUAAAGAUUAAACGAUGAUUACAAGGACUAAUUACAUUGACAUGUUGCAGUUUCAAGGCUAGAGUGAUCCCAUGAGAGGGUCCUUUCUUCUCCUGGUGCCCUUGAUUAAAUGUUGCUGAGUGAGGAGGAGAGACAAUAAUGGAAACUCUGUGAAAGGAUUUAGUUUGCAGAGAGGUAAACACAGGGAUGUGAGACAUUUCCAUUCCCUGAAGAUAUCUCACAGUUUCAACAACUUGCAUUCAUGGGCUUGGAACUUCUGAAUGGUGAAUACUGAGCAGAGAUAAUAAUGAUGUCCAUUUAUUCAACCGUUUUCCGCCAUUUAUCCAGCAGUAGUGGGCCAAGCAAGUUGAUCCCUUUGCCUAGCAGUGUUUUCCAGUUCCUGGCGGUCUCGGGGUUUUUCCAGGCCAGAGGAAUACGAUAAUCCCUCCAGCACGCUUGGGGUCCCCCUUAAGGCAUAUUCCCAGCAGGACGUGCCUAGAAAAACUUCCAAAGUGCUAAAGGAGGCUUCUUAACAGGAUGCCUGAACCAUCUCAACUGAAUAGUUUUAAUGCAAAGAAGGAACGGCUCUUCUGCAAACUCCCUCUAGCUACAACUGCUUUUUGUCACUACCCCAAAUCAUGACCAAAUGUAAGAGUUGGAACAUUAAUUGAUGGGUUAAAAUUGAAGCGUUGGCAUUAGACUCAGCUCAGAGGUUAACAGCCCUUAUUUGCUCAUGCUACUCUGCUCCAAACCCCUGCUUGAGUUCCUAGUUCAAUGUUACACUCACAGGACAACAUCAUCUCCAAAAGGCAGAGAUGAAUUUCUGAUGCACUUCAAACUGGAUCUCUUCUCGCCUCUCUCGCCUCCUGGUGCCCUUGGUUUAUUGAUUCCAACUUAUAUUCUGGUGUAAAAUUAAGUUAGGGUCAAACACACCGUAGCACCAAGUUAGACACCCAAUCAAAGGAUGAAUGUUGCCAACUGCUUGCUUCUCUAGUUAUACCAACUUUAGUAACGACCGCAGAUAGCAAUACAGAGAGCCACGCGCUCAACCAAAACGCCACUCUAUAGCCACAAAUAAUACUCAGAACAGCACCUAACUUCAUCAAAAGUACAUAUAGGGUCCCAGCCAUAGCACUAACCACCAAACACCUAUUUAACCUUGCUAAUUUCUUUAACAAAGAGACUAUCAUUACAUAAUCAUUUCCUUGAAGUAAUAAUCACCAUAUUAAUCAUUUUGCACUCAGACACAGUAGUUCUUCUGCCUUAGCGUCUCGGUCUGAUUGCAUUUCCAUAAAGUCAUAAUCAUAAAUGCUCUUCAUUGAGCUGUGUCACCACACUGCAGUCGAUAGACUUGCCCAGAGGUCUCUGUACAAAUAAGCAGCUGCUGAAAGAGAGAGUAGGUAAGUUGUGGUUAGUCUCUUUGUUAAAGAAAUCAGGCAAAGUUAAAAAGAUGUUUGGUGGCUAGUGCUGUGGCUGGGACUCUAUGUGUACUGUUGAUGAAGUUAGGUGCUGUUCUGAGCAUUAUUUGUAGCUAUAGAGUGGCAUUUUGGUUGAGCGUGUGGCUCUCUGUAUUGCUAUGUGCGGUUGUUACUUAAGUUAGUAUAACUAGAGAAGCAAGCGGUCGGCAACAUUCAUCUCUCGACGAGGUGUCUCACUCUGUGUUACGGUGUGUUUGCGGCAUGAAUUAAUUUUAUGCCGGAAUAUCCCUUUAAGUUUGAAAUGCAUGUUUUUGAGCAUAGACCUGAAUGUUUUUAUAGUCUAUAUUGGCCACCUUUGCUUCAGCCGGUCUCCUCGUUGGACCAUCUGUGUCUGUCAGACGUUGUUGCAGCUGUGUCAACUUGUUCCUAGAUCUGGAAGUGGCUUGUUGAUGUAUGAAAUUACAGCAAACAACCCCCAUGUUGUGGUUUACCAAAAGAGAUGAAGUAAAAAGAUAACACAGUUGCUCACAAUUGGAUUACAAGACUGAAACUGCAUUAGGUCUAAAUGAAGGACAGCACAGACUGCUGACAUGUGACUCAUACGCAGGUUGGUAAAAGGGCUUCAUUGGUAUGAAAGAGCCAUUGAGAGGGCCUCAUGUCCUGUAAAGAAUAAAGGGUCACAUGAUUCACUCUGGAAAUGAAAACUUAGACCAAGUUUGAAAUCUGAAGGUAGAUAUAGACCUAUUGUCACACUCACCUGCUCUCGACCCUUUCAUCCUCUUUAUCCUCCUCCUCUUCCUCACUCCUUCCUCGGCUUUAGGUAAGCAUUGCCUCUCAGAUCUCUGCUGCUCUCCAAACAGCCACAAAGAAAAUCCCCCCUCCUGAUCCCUCUGCCUACCUCUGUUCUUCAGCUACGUGACCUUUUGCACCCAGGCUCCACAGAUCUGUCCGAAACUAUUUCUUAGCUGUCAAUAUUUCUAUCAUCCUUUGUUUAGUCUGCACGGCAUGAGGGACCGACUCUGGGAUUACAGAUAACACUAAGAGACAAGCUCCUGUGCUGUCUUGCCCAAGCAUUAGACAUUCAAGGAUUGGAUUUAUUUGUCCUAACUUGCAUGUCAGUGUCUCAAGAGAGGCGAUCUGCUGAUCAGGUAAUUGUUGUGCAUUCUUGUCCCAGUAUCUGAUUCAACUAUCACAUCUUUUAGGGUGAGCUACGCCCUGCUUUCUGUCCCAAUCAGAGCCUAAAUUAAGCUGGCAGGGAAGAAAGACAGAGGGAAAAUAGAGAGAUACACUCCCAUUUCAUCUCCAAGUCCCCGGGACAACAGCCUAUCAGAUUUAUCCCCCUUGUUCGUUCAUCCUUCUGUUGUUUAUCUGCGAACAAAAGCGCUUGAAAGAAAGAUAAGGGAGAUGGGACUUUGAUGGAAAUGCCAGGAGCUUAGAGUCUAUUAUGGAAACAGUCUCCUUGAUGUGGCAUUCUGUUCGUACUAACCUCUUGCCGUCUGUGUGACUUGUCUCUCAACACAAACUCAAAGCCACACGAUCACACAAAAGGGUCAGUACAUUGGUGCUACAAUCAGCAGUCAGGGAAAACACAGGGAUACCGGCUCUUUCAUGGGUAGUGUGGUGGACUCCGGGUAAACACCAGGUGCUCUCAUAGACUUCAGAGUUACUAUCAAUGCAGGGCAGCCAUGCUUUAGGUUAGAUAAGAUGGUAACUGUAUGAGACUCAGGUGUUGGUUUUUAAAGAGCUAUGUAAACAAAUUUUACUAUUACUUUGUUUCCUUAAAAAGCUCUUUUUUAAAGGCAUGGUUGACGAUUUGAGAAGUAGUUGAAAAAAACUGAGCCGUUGAGGUAGAUUUGAGAAAAGCGUCCCACCCCCCCACACACAAACCUCUCCUCUCUGUGCUCCACGAUAACUCCCCCCAAAACCUGUAUUGCCGUGCCCAUGACACAACCCCUCUGGCAGAGCAAGAAGCCAACCGGCAAAAAUUACCUGCUCAACAAAAACUCUGCUGUCUCUGCGUCUGUUUUCAGGAUGACCCGAUGUUUAUUCAAGUUAGAUUCUUCGCUUGGUCACAUUUCCCAUUUGACCCUGCCUUUUCUUCUGUCGGCUUGCGUUUUCUUCCCACUUUUGGCAGUGGGGCAAGAAGUGUUUUUUUUUUUUCGUCCUUCUUCAUCACAGCUCGUAUUGCUAAGCUGCUACGCUACUUUUAGCCGCUCAGAGCUCCGAGGAGAGCUGGUAGAGUGGGAGGGGACGAGUUGGAACUACGGGAGGUGAUUGGAUGGAGAGGCGGAGCAGGAGAUUGACCAAUAGGAGCUGUCCGGGAUGGAUGGCUCCCAUUGGUUGAUGUUUUUGCAGCCCUGCAGCUGCUAGGGUGAACAGAUUUUUUCCAUUCUUUUUUUUCUUCGCUUUGUAGAGAUCGCACUAUAGGACCAUGAUCGCCAUAUAAAUGAGGUUCAUAAUAAUUACCAAUAUCCCAAUCGUCAACCAUGCCUUUAAAGAGGAUUAAGACACAUUUAAUUUAUCAUCUUUCAACUUCUACAAUAAAUGAAUACAUGAUUAGUCAUCUGUGGCAAGUUGAAGAGUCCUGACCUGGUCUUUUGUGCAUGCAUCUGUGUGUGUGAGUGUGAGAAUGCUGUAUGUGUUGAAUGGGGUUUGGUAUUUGUAUUUAUUUUAUUUCAUUGUUUUUAAUAUCCUGCUUGAAUGGACAGCACUUUGUGCUACAUUAUAUGUAUAAGAAGUGCUUUACAAAUAAAGUUUGAUUGAUUGAUUAAACACAUGAGCAGGAAGUAAACAUACUCUAUUCUGUUUUUAUUCACUGUGCUAUGAGGUCUUUCAGGCUUUGGACUCUGGUGAAACAACACUUCAUGCAUGGAGACUGAGCCUUCCUUAUACAAACAACCACAUAAACAAACAGGAAUUUUCAUACCAAACCUGCACAAGGUGCAUUUGCUAAAGAGCAGAACAUUUUAGAAAUCAAACACCUGCUGCAGGGAGAAGGGAAAUGUGUCUGCAGUGGUAAUGUAGAAGUCAGUAUUUAUGAUGGUGGCGGAUUAUCGACAGUGUAGUGAAAGAAAAUAAAUGUGUAAGUAGUUAGAUCUGUUCCUCUAGCUUUCAUAAAUUGCCCCAACAAUGUAAAUCAUCGGAAAAUUCACUAAAGAUUUUGUCAUUAAACUCUUCGAUAAACCUCCACUUUGAAAAGCACCGUUCAUUACGCUUCUACUUCUCACAGCUUUGCGUUUGUUUGCGAUACAGCCAUUACGAGCUGAAUGCUGAUGUCAUUGUCAGCAGUUUCUUUAUUGCUUUGAGGUUUUUUUUUCCUGCUUACGCUCCAAUGAUAUCAAUCUCUGUUUGCUUUGUUGUUUUCCAUUUACAUUCCAUUUCCCCCGAAACCAAAUGUUUGCUCUCGCCCAGCAUGUUUGCCGCACUUUAGAUGACUCUGUUUGUCACUGGAGUAGAGUGCCGUUUAAACUUUGAUGGCCCCGAAAAAUGUUCCCCACAAUGGGUUCAAAGCCUCAAUGGUGUCUCAAACUUUUCCAUUUGUAGUUGGAGUUAAUUUCCAUGGUAACUCGUUCCACACUGGGCGACUCCUCUACUUGGUCAUAUUAAUACAGAAACACUAUUUUCCGAUUCUGUGGCAUGUUGUGAUCCUGAAGAAGAGACAAAGAAAUAGCAGCGCACCAGAACUGUUCCCUCUCAGUAUGGAUAUUAUUAAACUUUACUGUCUACAGCUGUUGGCAUGAUGGAGUCAGCAUGUUUUUAGUGCUGAUUCUGCAGUAUAGUGAAACUCAGCUCAACAUACCUCAACCAUUCAAUUUCGUUUGUUUUCCUGUGCAACAUUUUAAGAAAGUCUCAGAUAGUUUUUUGUUUUUUUUAUCUACACCAAAUUGAAGACCAUAGAUUGCUCAAAGGUAAUCAUCAGUUGUGGGGCGCACAACACUGAGCAUAAGGUUCAGCUGGACAACUUUGCAAACAUCGAAAGACUUAUUAAGGCUUUUGCAUAUGCUGUUACUACUCUCCCUUCAAUGAACACGACUUAUCUGCUGGAGAAAAGUAGAUCAAAUAUUAUUGCAACUCCCAAGUGGAAAGAGUUAAUACAGUUCCUGGUGGAAAAAUAACACAAGUGCCAAAAUCUUACAGCCAAAGGCCUUUGGAAGAGUUCAUGCAAACUGGAGAUCUACUGAAUCAAUGAAUCAUGGAGUCUAACACCAUAUUUAAAUCUUCAGAUCAAGUCCCGGUCAGUUCAAAUAAGGUCUGGUUAAUGAUAACAUUCAUCUCCUUUUUAAUAAAUAAAUACAGAUUCAAGUGCUUCGUCAAAUAUGAAGCUCAGCGGUUUGGAGAUUUGAUGCAGACCACGAUGUUUGACAGCUCCUGACAUCUUUAAUACAUCAGUGCUUUUCCUAAAACAACACAGCUCAUCGUUUUGCAACCGACUUAUAAAUUUCAAAGCUUCUACCUCUUGAUUUGAACAAGCAGACUUUUAAAAGGAGUUCAUGCUCACUGCAAGACUGCAGAACCAUUACAUGGCUGAUAUGGUGAUUUUUCUCUGUGAUGAAUUAUCCAUGGUCUCAAGCAACUUUUUAAGUCUUUGCAAAUUAGACAUUUUGUAAGUGCUCUAAAUGUCUGACCCAUGAUUUAAUUUUAGUAUUUAAUGUGUGAGGGCUGCAGGCGAGGGACUUUAUGUUUUUCUGCACCUGCUGGGUCGUGUAAAAAGGGAGGAUAAUGGGGACCUGGCAUGCAUUCAUGGGCAGUACUAUUAAGUCCAUUUUAAAAAAAUAAUAGGCUUUCAAGCUCAGGUGGGUUGCAUUGUUUGAAGGAGAAAAAAGUAAGUCUUCUGUGGUCUUUCCUGCAGGUUUAAUGUGUUUUUUCAUCUAUUAUGAGCCCCAUAAUACUCUAUAGACUAAAAUGUUAAAUUCCCAGGGUUCCUUCUGUUUCCUUUCCUUAUGAGGCUGUAACACCUUACAUCACGUGUUUCUCCCUGUCUUUUCCCCCCAUACACACAAUGAUGAACCAUCAUUAUUCUUUCUCUUUAUAGUUAAAAACACUAAGGAAGCAGAAACACGUGAAGAAAAUGGUUAAUGGUGCAAAAAAGGGACACAGGAGCCCAAAGCUAACGCUCACAAAAAGUCUUAGGAAUACACUGAGACUGGCUGAGACCAACUGUAUUUUAUGGACAGAAAUUAAUGACUGGAAUGAAAUGAUUCAUUGUAGAUAUUAGAGAUUGUCUAAAGAUUCACAGUGAUAGAGUAUGUAAAUUCAGAGUGUUGCACAGACUUGAUAAAAUGGCUCGAGAUGCUUAGGCUGUAUGCAACAAGCUAAAAAUAGCCUCACUGUAAAUGUUAACAGUCCAAGAAAGGCGGGUAAGACAGUCGCUGGAUGCUGUGGGUGGACAAACGGGCAGGAAGGAUUUUGUAGAAGCUCAGAGGGAGACAAUGAGCCGGGCGAGCAGGGUGGUGACAGUCUGGCCUUCACAUUUUUCACCUCUAUGCAGUGCAGAAUAUCAACCCAGUGAAUAUUCUCCUCUUUAAUAGACAGUUACAGUCUCUGCUACUUCAGUACAGUGAUACAUGUAGGAGUGGGGCUGUGGACAUGCCUGUGAUGUUAAUCUAAUCCGAGCGCUGAGGGUGUGUCUAGCCAAAGCAAACCAAUAAUUAGGGAUGAGAAGUGGGUGCACGUGGGCCACUUGAAUGGGUAAUUCUGAAAGCGUGGUUGGCAUGACUGGGCUAAUUGGGUAAGGGAGUGCUAGGUAGGCACCUCAGUACAUUAUCUCAAUCACCAUGGGAACUAGAUAAGGAUAAUUAGCCGGACAGCAUGGUGUGGCGCAGCAGCAGCCGCAGCUGCAGCCGCAGUUAUAAGCUUGAGGAGACGGAUUAGAGAUGCACACAGUGAUGAAACUAAUAGAAUUGGAUUUUUCCCAAAAAGUGUAAAAGAUUUAGGAAGUCAUUUACAGUUAAGUGGCAUCAAUAUUAACGCCAUUCUUCUUAUCUUUGCUACCGGCUGGUGCUCGUUGCCUUCUCUCUUUCUUUUUUCUAACACAUUUUUUGUUCCUCAGUUUUUUCUCAGCGCUCGCUUUAAUGAGAAUAAUAAAAUCAUUGUCCUGCUGAGAAGUUAUCGCUUCUUUUUUUUGUCUCUUUCUCCAUCUCUCUACUUUCUGCAACCCUCCUCAACUCUUCUUCUGCAGUAAAUCUGAACCAGUUUCUGCCUGGACUUCCUCUUGUCUCGCCUCAGUCUUAACACACUGAAAGAAGCAGCAGAAAAGAAAUGAAAAACUGAUGUGAGGAGCCCUUAAAAGAGGGGUUGGAUUUAUUUCAGUCAACAUCAUAUUUACCAUUUUAAACUCCAAAAGGAGGUCUGACGCGGUAUGGGUUACCCACAUUCUUAGAUUGACAUUUAAACCAGCUCUGUUGCUCUUUCCUGUAAUCCCAGAGGCUUUUUUUCUGUAAAAUCCUGGGAAUGUCUCCCUACAUGUCCGAUUUGUCCUCAAUCCCACCCACCCUCCGUCUAUAUCCGGGUGGUCCAGACUAGUCGAAUUCCCAACUUUCACCUCUUUUAUUUUCAGUCCUCUGCUCCCUGCUCUUUCUCUCUCUCUCUGCAGUUUUUGUCUCUGCUCUGUGUGAGCAGAUGGCCGGGCGGGCAGAUCUGUUCUUUCUCUCCAGGACUUUGGAUCUCACACAAUAGGCCUCAGAUUGGGAGUCCAGACUCUGUUCUGCCCGGCUGGGAAGCUAAACAAAGAGAGGAAGGAGGAGAAGAAAGGAAAGAGUGGUUGGAGAGUGGUACAAGGAAGAGAAGUUACUUCAAAGAGAUUUGCAGUGUUUGCUCACGUCUUCAUGUGUUCCACUGUAGUGCAGGCGGAACAUGUGUGUACUGCAAAUAAUGAGUUUUUCUGGGGUUGUGCUGCAAAAACACAAACCCCUGUCUCCUUAGAUGUCUGAUCAGAUUAAAGGCUGCCUUGAGUUCGUGUCUGGUGAUCUACUCUCUGUUGAUAUAGAUUUGCCAAGCAUCAUUAGAUGUUUUUUAACAGCGUUGUUUAUGGCAGUAAUUGAACUUUAUUAGCCGUUCGAGCGCUAAUGCUUAAUGAUGGCAUUGUCUUAUUUCAGCCUGUUUUCUGGUUUGAUCUUGACUUGAGUAAUGCAACUAUUAUUUGAUAGAUGAGUCUAAUUUUUUCCAUGAUCACAUGUGGAGAAAUGCUGAUGACCCUCAUGAUACUAACUUUUCAUGAGGUUGACUUCUGGUGUCUCAAACUUCUAAAUAGACUGCCUCAAGAUUUUAUAUCUCCAGCAUAAAAUGAGCUGUUAAAACUUGUUGUAACACCUUUACUUUUACUGGCGAGCAUUACCUGGGCAUAGCUGUUCAAAAGUAAACCGAUCUAAACUGAUUUUGAAAACAGAUGCCCCCUGUGGCCAUUGUGAGAAGUGGCUCUGUUUUGAGCAAUGGAAAUCUAGAUAUGGGAGUCUGUAUUUGGAGUCUGGUUUGAGUUUAACCAAUCUGGUUUUUCUUUGACAAACUAUAUGAGAGUUUCUGAGCCUGUAUGGUAAAAAGGUGCAUUUUUAAAUCCAGAUCAAUCAUCCAGAUUUUGAACAAUAAGGUCCUGGAUGAAAUGGACGUGCACAUUGGUCCGAAUGUCAACAAAGCUGUAGGGGAGAGUGGGGUAAGAUGAGCCACCCCCUGUUGCUUGGAAAUGGUCAAAGAAAUUGAUCAUGUGAACAAAAUUAUCAAGACAGUUAUAUUUACACUUGUUCUGUUUGUUUGCAGGGAUGCACAACAUCUUGAAAUAUAUGCAGAUACACUAGUUAGAGACAAAACUAUGAUUACCUUGAUGUAGUGAUCCGAAAUAUGAAAAAUGGCUCAUCUUAUCCCACUCUCCCCUACUAUUCUUUAGCACACUUUCAACCGAUUCACUACACUCACACUUCUUUCUUCCCAUCCUUCUCCUGGUCUUUUACUUUCCCCGUCUCCCCCUUAUCCUUCCUUUGUUUCAGGUACUACGUGUCUGAUGGCGCUGCUGUCUGAUAAGGAGCUGACGGUGGCCAACGUGGGAGACUCUCGCGGGGUUCUGUGUGAUAAAGACGGCAACGCCAUCCCCCUAUCGCACGAUCACAAACCGUACCAGCUCAAAGAACGCAAGAGGAUCAAGAAGGCUGGUGAGGAAACAGAUGCCGUCCAGAGCAGCAGACUUUUUCUGAAAUGAGUCUGAGCUGCACAACGAAAGGAUUUAGCUAAAAAGCAGAGAUUGUUGUCAUGAAAGCAUAAAAUAAGUCCUGUCAUGAUCAAAGCUCAGCACUAUUAUCCUUUUUGUUCAGCAUAUUGGAAAAUCAGACAUCAAACCCAGUUUCUGAUAACACAAUCUGCCUCUAAAUUAGUGUGUUAUCAAAUGCUGCCAGACAUUGAACACUGUAUUGAAGGUAUAUCUCUAAGCAUAGCUCCUUGUCCUACUCGAUUUGCAUACUCUGCACUCAGAGUUUGUCAGCAGGUUGCUGUAUUAGUCAGCCAGUGUGGUCACUGUCAGGACAGCCCACUAUCUCCAUCUAAUGGUGAAGCUGGGUAACUGUUCUUAGACAGACACUGAAGAACAAUCAAGGAUAGAAACUUUCUGUCUGCACCACAGGCUCCAGAGACAGAGCUCAUGGUCUGAUUAGGUUUUAAAGCACCUCGCUGCAUACAUUUACAUGUGAAUGAGGGGAAAUCUGACUUUUUGUAACCCUUAAUCAAGUGAUUUGUGCUAGAAAACAAAAGCUGUGAGUAGAGACGACAGUGCCGACUUAAAAUGUAAUUUUGUAAACUACUCAGUGUGAAACAAGAGAAGCUCAUUGAGAGGUCAAAUAGCACAACUUAUUGUCAAUUUUUAUUUCUAAUAUUUGCUCAAUCUAGAGUUUCAGUAUUUUUAAUAAGCCACAUGAUUUGAUGAAAAUGUUUUAGCAAAGGCUUCCUCCUCCAAAAUUAAAUGAGGAUAAAUAAAGUUAAUGAUCAUCCAUCUUUCCUUGAAACAAUUUACUGUUAAUUUUUUAAUACAUCCAAAAUGUUGGUCUCUGUACAGAUUUGGUGAGUAGAUGUAUACAGACAAUAGUAAUGGAGAUCAAAUUAUUAUAUAUCACCUAUAGAGAGUAUUUUUUAAAUAAGUCACAGGUAAAUGAUGCUGUAAAAUGCUGAUAAAAAAGAACAUUUGCGAUAAUGCCCAUAAUUUUAUCUAAAAUUGUGCAACCAUAACAUAACAUGUUGAAACUCAAAAUUGUAAAUUGUUUAAAGCAUAAUGUGCGGGGUUUGAAAUUUCGCUUGAAUGCAGUGGUUACAUUUAUACCAGUGAUAACACAGUUGCAAUAAUUCUGAAAUUGAUAUUUUUAUUGUUAUAUCCUUAGUGAUCUUAGCCUGAAAGCUUCGACUCAAAUUCUCUUUUAUUCAGCUCACUUAAACUGGAGUUUGAAAGUUAGAAAUUACUGAAUAACAAGCCAAUGGUAAUGAGUGGACAAUAAAAAUAGCUGAAUGUUACCUUAAAAAGUGCCAGUUGAUGCUGUCACUAGUUUUAUAGCUGACACUAACUCGCUCCACUUGUUUUUAAAGUAAUCUGAGAAGAUCAUUCAGUCACUGCUUUUGUAGCUUUUAUGGGGAAUUUAAGAGGUCAGAGACUCUCAAACUUCUUUUAGGGAAUUUUGUUGUUUCAACAUUCUGAGAUUUAUUUGGGGGUGAAAACAACAUUUAUAACCUGAACUCUCCAGGGUCGAAGUGUAUUUUUAUUAAGCUGUUAGUGGCCUUGCUGAUUCCCUACCAUGACGUCAGCCUGACCCAGAAUGAGAGUCCUCCUCGGUCAUUUCCAGUACAAUUCCCUGGUUACAGAUCUGUCAAAGUCAAAGAGGGCAAGCAGCUGUACUUCAGGAUGUGACAGAAAUUGAAUUAUAUCCAAUACAAACAAAGUUUUUUUCCAUGAGCAUGAGUAGCAAGCAUUGAGUUGGAAUAUAAUAGAUAAUGAACAGGCACGCUGCCAGUUGGCCCUUUGGAGCUAAAAUAAUAAUUCAUUUUCAGUUUUUAAAGCUGUAACAGGGAAAACAUCUGUUCCUUGAAUUCUGUUGUCGUCUGUAUUCUUCCCCCUGUUUCCUGAAAUUCUCUCUAACACGUCUUCACUGCAUCCACCCUGUUACACCUCCCAAUCCUCUCUCCAACUCCACCCUUGAUUAAACCUUUUAUAACUAUUUCCCGCCUUUCCUCUAUAUCAGGAGGCUUCAUCAGCUUCAAUGGCUCAUGGCGCGUUCAGGGCAUCUUGGCCAUGUCCCGUUCCCUCGGCGACUACCCCCUGAAGAACCUCAACGUGGUCAUCUCUGAUCCUGACAUCAUGUCAUUUGACCUGGACAAGCUGCAGCCGCAGUUCAUGAUCCUGGCGUCGGACGGCCUGUGGGACACCUUCAGCAACGAGGAGGCGGUGCGCUUCAUCAGAGAUCGACUGGACGAGCCGCAUUUUGGCGCUAAGAGCAUCGUCCUCCAAUCCUUCUACCGUGGAUGCCCUGACAACAUCACGGUCAUGGUGGUUAAGUUCAAAGGCAGGGCCAGCGAGAAGUAGUUUGGAUCGAUGUAAGAGAAAAAAAGUUUCAGAUGAAUGGUAUAAAAGGAGAGUUAACCUUUAUUUUGAGCAAGGACUAUUUCUAUCACAGAUAUUUCCAGACAUGAGUCCUUCAACGCAUCACUACAAAAACCGUCCCCUUUUUCUUUACUUUUACUGAAAUCUAAGAAAAAUCCCUAAUUUAGGUUUAGAAAUAUUGUUCUGACACCUUAAUGCAAACUGGGUCACUGUUAUGCAAAAUAAACAGAUUCAGCUCCAUGCAGCUGUGGGUGUAUCCAUGAGUCUGCAGAUGUUUAUGUGUGAGUGUGCGUGUGUGUUUGCAUAUGUAUAUUUUUGUGGGAGUGUGUGUGUGGCGAACCAGUGUCAGAUGUCAGUCUUUUAUGUAAUGAUUUCACACUCAUGUCACAUUAAUAACCAAGUCGAUGGUCAGCCAAUUGCAAAGUGUACAAGACAGCACGGGGUUUUACUUCCACAUUAUUUCACUCCACAUUAAUGUGACCACUAACUUUAUUUUCUUCUUUUCUCUGUUACUGAAUUGAAAGUCUCCAUAGUGACUGCACGGAGGAAAUUAUGGCGACAUUUAACUUUUAUCCCCUUAAUACAUAGUGAACACGAAUAAUAAUAUGCGUAUGAUUGUUCAAAUAUCACUGGUCAUAUUGUACAGGAAGAGAAACCAUAUCACACAUUUGAGGUGGAUUCAGGUUUGAGUUGCCUUUGUUUUCUUAUUUUGAAGUUGAGUUGUUGAAUGUGUAGAAAUAGUUACCCUCUGUGCUGAUAAGAAACAUUUUCAGUUUUAAUAGUUGUCUUUUUAAAUCCCACUUUUACAUGUGCUGUUCAGCCCAAACCCAUGUUUCCUCUGAUGAAUGAGUCACAAUAGUUGAAUCAUUCAGACCCAUCUUUAAAUAGUUUCUAAAAAAAAAAGUUUAUCUCUUAAAGCAAUACCUUCUCAAGUAACGUGGCCAUAAUGUCGCUACAUGUCACAGUGACCCAUAACGCAUAUUAUUGUCUUGUUUAUCUGGUGAUAUAAUUACAUUGACUGUUACUCCAAUACAUGUUAAGAAGGUAAAGUCGAGUUUUCACCCAUAAAAACUGGCAGGUCUGUAUUAUUCAAGCUUCAUUAUUCUCUAUAAUUCUUACAUAUCAUUUCCUCCUCCUGGUUAUCAUCAUCUUCACUUAGAGAUGAAGAUUCUUGAUUCUGCCACAUCAUAUCUGCCUGACCUUUAUCACUAAAUACAACAAGCCUUUGAAUGAAGCGUUAUCGUUGCCUUAUGUUUUUAACUGUUCAUUUACUUUAAUGAAGUCUGCUGCCAAAACUACUUCUCAGUUGGAAAUGUAAUGACGUUCAAACCAUGCGCACUGCACAGCCUUGUGUCAUAUCUUAACUCACACAUUAAAAAAACAAACAAACAAAAAACAGAAACAAAGAAUUGUUUGAAUAAUGUCUCCAGGAGACGAGAAAUUGUAAGAUGAAUGUAUAUAUUUGUCCUCAUGUUGUUGACCCCCCCCCCCCCCCCUCCAAUGUUUAUACAGCCACGCCCCUCUUUAUGGAUUCUUUAUCUUCAGAGAUACAAACAAGAUUAAGGAUUUAUUUGUUUAACUUCACAUUCUUCCUCGAUUAUGUAUGUAACCGAAUGUUUGUGUGACAUUUGUACUUGUUUUGUUGACUUUAAUAAACUGUAAAAAAAAGAAAAAAGAGAUCAUUCUGAAAUUUUGAAAUGUAAAUCAAAGAGGUAACAUUAAAAUGAAAUAUGAUCAUAUUAUUUACUUUGUCUCUGGUACUUUAUUUUGUAAGACUUCCCUAUUUCCUACACUGUGCUGAUUGACUCUUAGGUUGAAUAUUUGUCAUGUCGAAAGGGACUCUAAAGCAAAUACAUGCAAAUCAAUGUUCCUAUUGAAUAUAUCAUGACCUUGUUUUUCUCCCAAGUUCACCUAAUUCUUUUUAUUUAAGCAA